Molecule: messenger RNA, 72041 nt
Organism: Coregonus sp. 'balchen'
Lineage: Eukaryota; Metazoa; Chordata; Actinopteri; Salmoniformes; Salmonidae
Source: the annotation of a GenBank genome assembly
GGCCUGUAUAUGAUUUGCGUUCAUAUGUCUCUGUGGCUGUACCCUAAAGGUUAUUUUCUUGUAGGUACAUACGGCUGUACGGCAGGAAGUUCAGCAAGGAGGACCAUGUGCUGUUCAUCAAGCUGCUGUACGAGCUGAUCACCAUGGACAAGCUGGAGAUCAGCAUGAUGCAAGGCCUCGCCCGGCUACUCAUCAACCUCCUCAAGUAAGACCAUGGCCUACACACACACGGAGAUCAGCAUGAGAACUGGCCCGCCUGCUCAUCAUCCUCCUAAUGGAAGCAACAAACACACACACACCCAUCAAUGAGACCAGUAUGAUGCAAUGCCUCGCCCACCUCAUCAGUCAAUGUCACAUAAUGUCACUCUAAUCAGCCUUUGGUCAUGUACUUCUUGCGGGACUAUUGUUUUCCUCCAAAUAGUGUGAGAAGCUUGAGUGUAUCUCAUGUUUCAGAGUUGAAAUACUCUCCAUAAAUUGAACCCUCCGACCACCUAAUUGUGUGAGAAGCUCUUUGAGGCAAGGGUGACAUGAUAGUUUAAAUGAAGUGUUUUACAUAUUUUAACCCCACCUACUCUAUUUCUAACAGGAAAACAGAGUUGCUGUCGCGUGAGGACCUGGAGUUGCCUUGGAGACCACUGUACGAGCUGCAAGACAGGAUCCUCUACUCAAAGACCGAACACCUGGGCCUCAACUGGUUCCCCAAGUAUGCCCCUCUUCUAUUUUACCACAUAAAGAACUCCACAUAUUGACACAUUGAAACCAACCCACUCAGCUAGGUAAAGUUUGUGUGAAGUCUGUUAUGACAUCAUCAUACACUACAGGGUGACUUCCUGCUUACAGUCAUUAACACAACAACAUAAAAAAUUGUCCACGACUGCCACUAUUGGUUCUUCCCAUUUUAAGCCCUCUAUAAGCAGGAAGGUGGCGGUGCCCCGCUUCACACUAUGAUGUAAUUUCGCUGAGUCUACCUUAAUGUGUUUGUUAUGGAGCUCACUUCUGAAUCUCUAGUGGUGGUAUAAAUUGAUUUAUUGUGAAAUUUAGCUGGCUUUGUGUCAGUUAUUCUGUUGGAGAUUUGUUGGUGCUGCCUACUGCCAUGGUACCGCCUACGGCCAUGGUACGGCCAUGGUACCGCCUACUGCCAUGGUACCGCCUACUGCCAUGGUACUGCCUAAUACAGUUCAACACACAGUUCAUUCAGUUUCCCUUUGCCCUCCUCCUUGUUGCAUCCUUUCAUAAGGCGUCAGCAUGCUUCAGUUCGGCUGGCGGCUAGCCGAAGUUGGCUAGGCGACCCAAACGAGUGUGCUCGCAGACUCCCUUAAGACAUUAGCGUGAAAAAACAGCUUUGGCUUGCCUCAGGAAAAAAAAUGUUGUGCCCGAACAACCAAAAAAAUCUUACCGAAGUCCAAAACGAACAAAAACGUCACAAUGUUAUCAUAAUAUAUGCACAAACUCUUCCAGAAUGUUUCGGCUGGGAAGCAUGCGGAUGCCUUUACAUGCAAAGAUUCUCUGUUAUCCCUGCCUUCUUUUGUGGCCUAGGCUAAUUUCUGAAAGUUGUAAAAUCUGUACCAACACACCCCCAGGUUGCAUAUAGCCAUAGACCCCCCUCCCCUCCCACCCCUUUUCUCCCAGCAAGCAGUGCGAGGUGCUCUUGUAUAGUGCUAUGGGAACAUUGUGUUACAACAAAGCCUUGCUAGCACAUAACAAUGGGCUUUGUCACAAAGGGAAGCAGGUUUAUUGAUGCUUGCUCUCGUUUGUUUUUCAAGAAAAUGAGCAGUGAAAAAAAACAAAUCAGAAAAUGUGCGAUGAUGCUGCGGUACAAAACAAAGUGUUAGAGUUUGAUAGUGGCUUGGCUUUUCAUGUGAAUCUGAAUGUGUUUUAAUGCCUUUGUCUCCUCUCACAUUCAGUUCCCUACGGCCUCGUGCUUCCUCUAAACACGUAAUCAUAAAAUUGUUUCAGAGGUGGUAAGGACAACACUUCUCUUUUGUGAUUUUUUUAUUUAUUUUUUAUUUCAUCCUUUUAUUCAGGCACUCUUUGGUUUUUAUUUGUAUAUGUUGCAUGUUUAAAACCAAAAAGCACACUGGACACCCCCAUGCAGCUUGUUUGACAUAAAAUCAACUACAAAUCAACCUAAAACCAAUAAGCAAUGUUAACAUUUCACUCAUAUUGGAGACUGUCGCACUGCGUCUAACUGGACUCUAUCCCCCUACCCUUUCUUUGUCAAGUCCCAUAUGAUUUGGUGGAUUGACCCACUGAAGGUUUUGCAGCAGUACCCACUAGAGUAGCCUAGCACAUUCUGUUUUUAAACGGCCAUAAUGGAUAACAUUUUCGUGGUGCAAAAGACCGCAGAUUUGUGCAACCAAAAAAAAGUAUCCGUAUAAUGCACAUUGUUGAAGAAAAGUUUCAAAUUUGGCCUAAAUCACGCUACCAGAUAAUAGUGGCGUUUACUGUGUUUCUAUGCACUGAUCUGUGCUCUUUUUGUGCCACAAAUGUUGUCCCAUAUCUGUGAGAGUCAUGCUAAGAGUAGUGAGAAGCUCUUGUAUCAUGUUCACCCCUGGUGUACUGGUAUGACUUGGGGGUGAUUAACACAUGAUGUUUCACCCCAGUAUUCUAAAGGUCAUUGGGUUUGGGGUUCCCCAGGGUUGAGUGUUGGGGACGUUGGUAAUCUGUUCUGGUCAUGCUGCUUUGGAUUUGCUCAGGGUGUGUGAGUGGCUGGAAGGUAGGGGCAUUGAGGGUGUUUGAGCUCAGGUUGUGUGAGUGGCUGGAAGGUAGGGGCAUUGAGGGUGUUUGAGCUCAGGUUGUGUGAGUGGCUGGAAGGUAGGGGCAUUGAGGGUGUUUGAGCUCAGGUUGUGUGAGUGGCUGGAAGGUAGGGGCAUUGAGGGUGUUUGAGCUCAGGGUGUGUGAGGGGAAGGAAGGUAGGGCCAUUGAGGGUGUUUGAGCUCAGGUUGUGUGAGGGGAAGGAAGGUAGGGGCAUUGAGGGUGUUUGAGCUCAACGGCUGGGGUUAUAUUGGUCUCAGUUAAAUCUUUUGACAUUGUUAUGUGACACUGAGUUGAGUGACUAACCUUUUCAAGCUGUUCAUAAUGAUGGUAACGUUCAGAAAUAGGCCCAACCGUAAUCAAACCAAAGCCUGUAACAAACGGAAGAAAAUGGACUGAAUGGGAGGGACUACUUGAAGUUGUCCAAUAAGAAACGCUCAUAUGGGAGGGACUACUUGAAGUUGUCCAAUAAGAAACACUAAUUUCCGUUUUUUCUUUAUGUGCCCUAAUGAGUACAACCAAGAUAUGUUUACUGUGUAGUCAGGCUAGGUGAUAAAACGGCUCAAACAAUAGGCACCCUCGGCCAACUCUCUCCACUGUCAAGGUCAGCGUUCAUUACAAGUAUUAACGGCUAGCCCUACUGUUUACAUAAAGCCUCCAAGACAAUUCCCGUGUAGCAUGGCGCUUACAACACCAGGGUUGUGGGUUCGAUUCCCACGGGGGCUAGUAUGAAAAAGUUAAUAAUAAUAAAGAAUGCACUCACUUAACUGUAAGUCGCUCUGGAUAAGAGCGUCUGCUAAAUGACUAAAAUGUAAUGUGCUUGUGAUGGCUAUUUAACAGUCUGAUGACCUUGAGAUAGAAGCUGUUUUUCAUUCUCUCGGUCCCAGCUUUGAUGCACCUGUACUGACCUCGCCUUCUGGAUGAUAGCGGGGUGAACAGGCAGUGGCUCGGGUGGUUGAUGUCCUUGAUGAUCUUUUUGGCCUUCCUGUGACAUCGGGUGCUGUAUGUGUCUUGGAGGGCGGGUAGUUUGCCCCCGAUAAUGCGUUCGGCAGACCGCACCACCCUCUGGAGAGCCCUGCGGUUGCGGGCGGUGCAGUUGCUGUACCAGGUGGUGAUACAGCCCGACAGGAUGCUCUCAAUUGUGCAUCUGUAAAAGUUUGUGAGGGUUUUAGGUGCCAAGCCAAAUUUCUUCAGCCUCCUGAGGUUGAAGAGGCUCUGUUGAAUGGGUGGACCAUUUCAGUUUGUCGGUGAUGUGUACGCCAAGGAUCUUGAAGCUUUCCACCUUCUCCACUGCGGUCCCGUCGAUGUGGAUAGGGGGGUGCACCCUCUGCUGUUUCCUGAAGUCCAUGAUCAUCUGUUUUGUUGAUGUUGAGUGAGAGGUUAUUUUCCUGGCACCACACUCCCAGAGCCCUCACCUCCUCCCUGUAGGCGGUCUCGUCAUUGUUGGUAAUCAAGCCUACUAUUGUUGUGUCGUCUGCAAACUUGAUGAUUGAGUUGGAGGCGUGCUUGGCCACGCAGUCAUGGGUGAACAGGGAGUACAGGAGGGGGCUGAGCAUGCACCCUUGUGGGGCCCCAGUGUUGAGGAUCAGCGAAGUGGAGAUGUUGUUUCCUACCUUCACCACCUGGGGGCGGCCCAUCAGGAAGUCCAGGACCCAGUUGCACAGGGCGGGGUUCAGACCCAGGGCCUCGAGCUUGAUGAUGAGCUUGGAGGGUACUAUGGUGUUGAAUGCUGAGCUAUAGUCAACAAACAGCAUUCUUACAUAGGUAUUCCUCUUGUCCAGAUUGGAUAGGGCAGUGUGAUGGUGAUUGCAUCGUCUGUGGAUCUAUUGGGGCGGUAAGCAAAUUGAAGUGGGUCUAGGGUGACAGGUAAGGUAGAGGUGAUAUGAUCCUUGACUAGUCUCUCAAAGCACUUUAUGAUGACAGAGGUGAGUGCUACAGGGCGAUAGUCAUUUCGUUCAGUUACCUUUGCUUUCUUGGGUCCAGGAACAAUGGUGGCCAUCUUGAAGCAUGUGGGAACAGCAGACUGGGAAAGGGAGAGAUUGAAUAUGUCCAUAAACACACCAGCCAGCUGGUCUGCACAUGCUCUGAGGACGCGGCUAGGGAUGCCGUCUGGGCCGGCAGCCUUGCGGGGGUUAACAUGCUUAAAUGUCUUAAUCACGUCGGCCACUGAGAAGGAGAGGCCACAGUCCUUGGUAGUGGGCCUCGUCAGUGGCACUGUGUUAUCCUCAAAGCAGGCGAAGAAGGUGUUUAGCUUGUCUGGAAGCGAGACGUCGGUGUCGGCGACGUGGCUGGUUUUCCUUUUGUAGUCCGUGAUUGUCUGUAGACCCUGCCACAUACGUCUCGUGUCUGAGCCGUUGAAUUGCGACUCCACUUUGUCUAUACUGAUGCUUUGCCAGUUGAAUUGCCUUGCGGAGUGAGUAGCUACACUGUUUGUAUUCUGCCAUAUUCCCAGUCACCUUGCCAUGGUUGCAUGCGGUGGUUCGCGCUUUCAGAUUGGCACGAAUGCUGCCAUCUAUCCACGGUUUCUGGUUAGGCUAGGUUUUAAUAGUCACAGUGGGCACAACAUCACCUAUACACUUCCUGGUAAACUCUCUAUCCCCCCUAAUCGCGAUUACUUCUUUCGUCCCUUAGGUCCCUAUCCCGUAUUAUUAGUUGGGCUCUUCCUCUGUUACCCUCUCUUCGAUCGUCAGGGUUAUUUAGGGCUACGUCCAGUUUUUAAUUGUUGUUUUUUUUUGAUUGUUUUUUGGUUUGUAAACUACAUGCGUAGUCUGGGCUUUUUUAUUCCCGACCCCUUGUUUUUUUUUUUUAAUACUACGUCCACCAGCUGCGUCUUGCACCAUCACAAUCACUCCACCUACCUUACACCAUCCCUCUGGCCCUCCGCAGGGCGUACAACUCCUUGCGCAAUACCCCCAUCCCUUUUACACGUCUGUCCUCCCCUUCUACCAGUCUCGCCUUUCCUUCUUUUGACCCCAACAUCCUACUUGACUGCUCGGAACGCUUAACCCCCGGAAAAGAUCACAACCUCCCCCAAGUCCGUCCCCCCCCUCCGCUCUGAAUUUUUAAUAAAACUCUUUAAAACAAAUCCUUAGCACGGGUAUUUCUUGUUUGAGUUUCUGCCUAUAGGAAGGGAGGAGCAAAAUGGAAUCGUGGUCAGAUUUGCCGAAAGGAGGGCGGGAGAGGGCCUUAUAACCAUCCCGGAAGUUCGAAUAGCAAUGGUCGAGGAUUUUGGCAGCGCAAGUACAACAGUCAAUAUGUUGAUAGAACUUCGGCAGCCUAGUCCUCAAAUUUGCUUUGUUAAAAUCCCCGGCUACAAUAAAUGCAGUCUCAGGAUAUGUGGUUUCCAGUUUGCAUAAAGUCCAGUGAAGUUCUUUGAGGGCCGUCUUGGUAUCGGCUUGAGGGGGGAUAUACACGGCCGUGACUAUAACCAAGGAAAAUUCUCUUGGGAGAAUACGGUCGGCAUUUGAUUGUGAGAAAUUCUAGGUCGGGUGAACAAAAGGACUCGAGUUCCUGUAUGUUACUACAAUUACACCAUGAGUCGGUAAUCAUGAAACACACACCUCCGCCCUUCUGCUUCCCGGAGAGAGAUUUAUUCCUGUCUGCGCGAUGAACUGAGAACCCCUCUUGCUGGACCGAUUUCGACAGAAUAUCCCAAGAGAGCCAUGUUUCCGUGAAACAAAGUAUGUUACAGGCCUUGAUGUCUCUCUGGAAAGAAAUCCUUGCCCGGAGUUCGUCGAUCUUGUUCACCAAAGACUGAACAUUAGCGAGUAGUAUACUUGGGAGCGGUGGGUGGUGUGCGCGCCAUCUAAGUCGAACCAGCAGGCCACUCCGAGUCCCUCUUCUCCGCCGGCGAUGUUUUGGGUCAGCCGCUGGAAUCAGUUCAGUUGCCCUGGGGAGAGCAAACAAAGGAUCUGCUUCGGGAAAGUCGUAUUCCUUGUCGUAAUGCUGGUGAGUUACCGCCGCUCUGAUAUCCAAUAGUUUUCCCCUGCUGUAUGUAAUGAUACAAAACACUUUCUGAGCGAAUAAUGUAAAAAAUAAUACAUAAAAAAACAAAAUACUGCAAAGUUUCCUAAGAGCUAGUCGCGAGGCCGCCAUCUUCGUCGGCGCCAGGUUGAACAGUCGAUGACUUCUGUAUGUUUCUGUAGUCCUGUUGUCAUGCUAUGCCAGUUUGUGUGUCCCUGAUUUCCUUGCUGUUUCUAUAUACACACCUGGUCCUCACAUCCCUUACUUUUGAUCAGUGCUUGAGUUGAGCCGGUACAGACACUUGUCUUUCUACUGCUUGAUUACAGACACCUCGUUCAAAAUACUUGCUCUAAAAUAUGAACACUGCUGUAAACUUAAAAUGAGCACCACACCUGAAGUGAGUAACCAAGCCAGCACCUUUGUCAUUACAUUUCAGGCACCGCUUUUGAUGAGCAUGUACUAUACGUGGAAUUUCAAUGAGAGUGAUUUGGCUGUACCUGCAUGCAGUCAGUCAGCCUCAUCCUAAUUGCAUUGGGGUGUUCAGUGUGCUCAUUCUUUCAAAUAACAGAACAAAGAGCAACCGCGGGCGGGGCGGACGGGAGAAAAAAGGAGAGCGCGUAGCGCGAGAGAGGGAGCUGAGAUGAAGAGAGGAGAGAGAGGAGAGAAGAGGAGAGAGGCAGCGAUGAGAGAGAGCAGAGAGAGAGAGAGAGAUCGGAGAGGAGACGAGAGUAGAGGAGUAGAGACGAGGAGCGCGAGAGAGGAGAGAGAGAGGAGAGAGGAGAGAGAGAGAGGAGAAAGGAGAGAGAGAGAGAGAGAGAGAGAGAGAGGAGAGAGAGAGAGAGAGAGAGAGAGAGAGAGAGAUGAGAGAAGAGAGGAUCGGACAGACGAGAGACAUGGAGAGAGAGAGAGAGAAGAAGAGCGAGGAGAGAGAGAGAGAGAGACGAGAGAGAGCGAGAGAGAGCGAGAGAGAGAGAGCGAGAGACGAGAGUGCUAUAUCUCUCUCGAGCGAGAGAGCUCUCUCUCUAUAGAUCUCUAUAGCCUCUCUCGAGAGAUCUCGGAUAGAGAGCAUCUCCUCUGCUCUCUCUCUCUCUAGCUAUCUCCUCUCUCUCUCUCUCUUUCUAUCUCUCUCGCGCCUCUCUCUCUCUUCUCUCUCUCUCUCUCUCUCUCUCUCUCUCUCUCUCUCUCUUCCCCCCCCCCCAAGCUCGGUGGAAAACGUUCUGAAGACACUUGUGAAAAGCUGCAGACCGUAAGUAUAUAUUUUUAAACCCCUAUAUGACAUAUACUGUAUGUGUUUUUUAAUGAAUUCUGUUGCUGAGCUCAUGGUUGCAUUUACUCUUCAGACACUUGUGGUAAACACUAACACAGGAGUAUCAUCUGAAGAGUUAUUGUAUCAUUGUAAGAGGUUGCUUACAACAUGGCCUGUUAUCCAUUUAUUCUUACUUCAGCACUCCUGCCAUUGAAUGAUAUACCUGGAGUAGAGAUGCAAACCAAGGCUCUGAAUUCAAUAAGGGACAUUCUGUGAAACUGAACUGUCAGGAAGAAACUUAGCCUAGGCCUACUGACUGACAAUUUGUCAAAAUGAUGCUAGCUAGUUCCAUCCCUGGAUGCUAAGCAAGAAUAUAUUCUGAUAUACAGUGCUAUGAAAAUGUAUUUGCCCCCUUUCUAAUUUUCUCUACUUUUGCAUAUUUGUGAUACUGAAUGUUAUCAGAUCUUCAACCAAAACCUAACAUUAGAUAAAGGGAAUAUAAGUGAACAAAUAACACAACAAUUACAUAUUUAUUUCAUAAAGUUAUGCAACACCCAAUUCCCCUGUGUGAAAAAGUAAUUGCCCCCUUACUCUCAAUAACUGGUUGUGCCACCUUUAGCUGCAAUGACUCCAACCAAAUGCUUCCUGUAGUUGUUGAUCAGUCUCACGUCGCUGUGGAGGAAUUUUGGCCCACUCUUCCAUGCAGAACUGCUUUAACUCAGUGACGUGUGGGUUUUCAAGCAUGAACUGCUCGUUUCAAGUCCUGCCACAUCUCAAUUGGGAUUAGGUCUGGACUUUGACUAGGCCAUUCCAAAACUUCCAAUUUGUUGCUUUUUAGCAAUUUUCAUGUAGACUUGAUUGUGUGUUUUGGAUCAUUGUCUUGCUGCAUGACCCAGCUGCGCUUCAGCUUCAGCUCACAGACUGAUGGUCUGACAUUCUCCUGUAGAAUUCUCUGAUACAGAGCAGAAUUCAUUGUUCCUUCUAUUAAGGCAAGUCGUCCAGGUCCUGAGGCAGCAAAGCAUCCCCAAACCAUCACACCACCACCACCAUGCUUGACCUUUGGUAUGAUGUUCUUACUGUGGAAUGCAGUGUUUGGUUUUCGCCAGGCAUAAUGGGACCCACCUCGUCCAAAAGGUUGACUCAAGUUUGCCAAAAAGCACCUGGAUGAUCAUCAAGACUCUUGGAAGAACGUUCUAUGGACAGAUGAUUCAAAAGUAUAACUUUUUGGACGACAUGGUUCCAGACUCCAUCACACACUCCUUUCACACCACAGCAAAACUAGCACAUCACUCAUUAGCAGGGCAUUGUAACCGCUAACAGGCUGGGUGGCAGAGUUUUGUGUGUGUGCACAUGUCAAGAAGCUUAUUCACUCAGUUGAGUCCCUGAGUUGCUUGCUACUGUAGCAACUGAGACUUAAUCGUAUUAGCCAAUCUAAUUCUGGCCUGGUAGAGUUUCCUGUUACUGUGAGCAGAAGUAGGGACAGAAAGAGAGGUGGAGGACAGAGGGAGCCCUUUGGGGCCAGGAGUACUCUGCAGCAGAGAUGUAGGGACCGAGGUAGAGGAGAUAGAGAACGCUUUGGUGCCAGGAGUACUCAGCAGCAGAGAAGUAGGGACAGAGAGAGAGAGAGAGUGCUUUGGUGCCAGGAGUACUCAGCAGCAGAGAAGUAGGGACCGAGAGAGAGAGAGUGCUUUGGGGCCAGGAGUACUCAGCAGCAGAGAAGUAGGGACCGAGGGAGAGGUGGAGGAGAGGGAGAGAGAGAGAGCGCUUUGGGGCAAGGAGUACUCAGCAGCAGAGAAGUAGGGACCGAGGGAGAGGUGGAGGAGAGGGAGAGAGAGAGAGCGCUUUGGGGCAAGGAGUACUCAGCAGCAGAGAAGUAGGGACCGAGGGAGAGGUGGAGGAGAGGGAGAGAGAGAGAGCGCUUUGGGGCCAGGAGUACUCAGCAGCAGAGCGGCCUGUUAAGAAGUUUAAUGAAAAUCAAUUGCAACUGCAAAGCUAUGGGAAGGACAUGAGAAGGGAACGGGAUAGUAGUACAUGUUAUUAUUUGGGGUAUUCCGGCUAUUCAAUUGAAUUGGAAUGUGUAGGUAGAAAGAACUGGAGUUGUUGACCUAUAGCUCGUUUUAAGCCCUGCAAAACUGCUCUUCUGCGUUCAAAGUGCUGUUGCUGUUAUGUGUUCACACAACUGCUCAUUAUCUGAUUACAUUAGCUAAACUGAUGCUGUUUUAUAUCAGGAAACUCCAACUUAACUGCCAUUGUUUCAUAUACACAUUUUAUUUGAUGCCAUUGCCAUAUCAGCAAGAAUAGAAAUAAAUACAGGCCUUUAUGAUGGCACAAUAAAUACAGGCCUUUAUUAUGGCACUAUAAACACAGGCCUUUAUGAUGGCACUAUAAAUACAGGCCCUUAUGAUGGUACUAUAAAUACAGGCCUUUAUGAUGGCACUAUAAACACAGGCCUUUAUGAUGGCACUAUAAAUACAGGCCUUUAUGAUGGCACUAUAAAUACAGGCCUUUAUUAUGGCACUAUAAAUACAGGCCUUUAUUAUGGUACUAUAAACACAGGCCUUUAUGAUGGCACGAUAAAUACAGGCCUUUAUGAUGGCACUAUAAAUACAGGCCGUUGUGAUGGCACUAUAAAUACAGGCCCUUAUGAUGGUACUAUAAAUACAGGCCUUUAUGAUGGCACUAUAAACACAGGCCUUUAUGAUGGCACUAUAAAUACAGGCCUUUAUGAUGGCACUAUAAAUACAGGCCUUUAUUAUGGCACUAUAAAUACAGGCCUUUAUUAUGGUACUAUAAACACAGGCCUUUAUGAUGGCACUAUAAAUAAAGGCCUUUAUGAUGGCACUAUAAAUACAGGCCGUUGUGAUGGCACUAUAAAUACAGGCCCUUAUGAUGGUACUAUAAAUACAGGCCGUUGUGAUGGCACUAUAAAUACAGGCCUUUAUGAUGGCACUAUAAAUACAGGCCUUUAUGAUGGCACUAUAAAUACAGACCUUUAUGAUGGCACUAUAAAUACAGGCCUUUAUGAUGGCACUAUAAAUACAGGCCUUUAUGAUGGCACUAUAAAUGCAUAUUAAGAUAUUUUAUUUUAUUCUUUAGGUAUUUCCCGGAGUCGGCCACCCAGGAGAUGUUGGAGGAGUGGCGUCCACUGCUCUGUCCAUUUGAUGUGACCAUGCAGAGAGCUAUAGGAUACUUUGAGCUCUUCCUCCCCACCACCCUUCCCCCAGAGCUGCACCACAAGGGCUUCAAGUGAGAACACACACCUCUGCCAUCUCAUCAUAGGGUUGCAUAAUUACACAAACUCUCCCAAAAUACACAGGUUUUUCAGAAAUCCCAGUCGGAGGAUUCCCUCCCAACUUAUUCCCUUCUGAUUACAGGAACGUUUUCGGAAUAUUUAAACCUUACGACAUCCCAAAACUUGGAUUUAAAUGACCAUUUCAAUGUUACCCCAGCACAAAAUGUUAUUCUCUAAUAAAAGGCCAAAUAUGAACACUGUGUAAAUGCCACAGUUAUGAGAUGUAUUGUGUGUGUGUGCAGUAUGCUUCAGUUAUGAGAUGUGUUGUGUGCGUGUGUGAAGUAUGCUUCAGUUAUGAGAUGUAUUGUGUGUGUGUGAAGUAUGCUUCAGUUAUGAGAUGUAUUGUGUAUGCAGUAUGCUUCAGUUAUGAAAUGUAUUGUGUGUGUGUGUGCAGUAUGCUUCAGUUAUGAGAUGUAUUGUGUGUGUGUGUGUGCAGUAUGCUUCAGUUAUGAGAUGUAUUGUGUGUGUGUGUGUGUGUGCAGUAUGCUUCAGUUAUGAGAUGUAUUGUGUGUGUGCAGUAUGCUUCAGUUAUGAGAUGUAUUGUGUGUGUGUGCAGUAUGCUUCAGUUAUGAGAUGUAUUGUGUGUGUGUGCAGUAUGCUUCAGUAUGUAUGACAGUUUGUUUUAUGAUCACCAGGUUGUGGUUUGAUGAGCUCAUCAGCUUGUGGGUGGCAGUACAGAACCUUCCAGGUUGGGAAGUGGUAAGUUGGACAACAUUCACUUGAUUGACAUACUGAUGUGUGUGUGUGUGGUGGUACUUGCCUGGUUCCAGAUCUGUUUGUGCUGUCUUGACAAGUUGGCAAGACUGCACAAACAGAUCUGGAACCAGGCUAUUGUAGGACAGUUUCCAACAUUCCUAUUGAUAGAGACAGAACUUUUAACUCUUCGCUAGAUAUUCUUCAAUUAAAGUUUUCCUUAUUCAUUUGUUUUUUUUCCCAGCAUCUUGUCAACCUGUUUGCCCGCUUGGCCAACGACAACAUUGGCUACAUUGACUGGGACCCUUAUAUACCCAAGGUAUGGACACUCCUCCAUCAAUAUCAUUUGUCUAGCUGUGCCUAUAGAACCACCCCAUGGGUCUCUUCUAGCAGGUCCCAGGUCACUCCCUACCCCUAUUCCCUUGGCCUUAACACUGAUGUUUACUGAUCUAUAAGGUGUAAGCAAUAUAGAUCUGCAUAACAUUGAAGGGCCAGUUGAAGGGUUAGGGCCAAGGGGAAGGGUUAGGGCCAAGGGGAAGGGCUAGUGCCAAGGGGAAGGGCUAGUGAGCCAGUUGAAGGGUUAGGGCCAAGGGGAAGGGCUAGUGAGCCAGUUGAAGGGUUAGGGCCAAGGGGAAGGGCUAGUGAGCCAGUUGAAGGGGAAGGGCCAAGGGGAAGGGCUAGUGAGCCAGUUGAAGGGUUAGGGCCAAGGGGAAGGGCUAGUGAGCCAGUUGAAGGGUUAGGGCCAAGGGGAAGGGCUAGUGAGCCAGUUGAAGGGGAAGGGCCAAGGGGAAGGGCUAGUGAGCCAGUUGAAGGGUUAGGGCCAAGGGGAAGGGCUAGUGAGCCAGUUGAAGGGUUAGGGCCAAGGGGAAGGGCUAGUGAGCCAGUUGAAGGGGAAGGGCUAGUGAGCCAGUUGAAGGUUUAGGGCCAAGGGGAAGGGCUAGUGAGCCAGUUGAAGGGUUAGGGCCAAGGGGAAGGGCUAGUGAGCCAGUUGAAGGGGAAGGGCCAAGGGGAAGGGCUAGUGAGCCAGUUGAAGGGUUAGGGCCAAGGGGAAUGGCUAGUGAGCCAGUUGAAGGGUUAGGGCCAAGGGGAAGGGCUAGUGCCAAGGGGAAGGGCUAGUGAGCCAGUUGAAGGGUUAGGGCCAAGGGGAAGGGCUAGUGAGCCAGUUGAAGGGGAAGGGCUAGUGAGCCAGUUGAAGGGGAAGGGCUAGUGAGCCAGUUGAAGGGGAAGGGCUAGUGAGCCAGUUGAAGGGUUAGGGCCAAGGGGAAGGGCUAGUGAGCCAGUUGAAGGGUUAGGGCCAAGGAGAAGGGCUAGUGAGCCAGUUGAAGGGGAAGGGCCAAGGGGAAGGGCUAGUGAGCCAGUUGAAGGGUUAGGGCCAAGGGGAAGGGCUAGUGAGCCAGUUGAAGGGUUAGGGCCAAGGGGAAGGGCUAGUGAGCCAGUUGGGAGUGUCAAGUGUUUUUGCAACAUGCUGAAAUCUUACCCCCGGCAUUUGACCUGUGACCUUAGUUGUUGGUGUGCGUGUCAUAGCAGACUAGACCAGACAGUCAUUGAAAGUUCUGCCUGUUAGUGGCACUAACUACUGUAUCACAUUUCCCUGUUGGUCUUACUGGCUUGCGACAUGUCUUUCAGCAUGUUUUGAUAUGUUAUUGGCUAACAUGCCCUGAUCUCAAAUGUGAUGUAAUGAAAUGGAUCCCACAAAAAUAUGAAAUCCUGUGAUCAGAAAAUGUAAUUGGACAAUGCAUUCAAUGACUAGACAAUAAAGUAUUCAUCUUCUUCACAUGGAUUGCUCCUUUUUGAUUCCAGAUCUUCACCAGAGUCCUGCGUAGUCUGAACCUCCCAGUGGGGACCAGUCAGAUGCUGGUUCCCAGAUACCUGACGAACGCCUACGACGUCGCACACGUGGUCCUCUGGGUCUCCGCUUUACUGGUCAGUCACUGUUCACAAUCAGUGUGGCCCAAUCAAUGCUUUUUAUAGCUCUUAUCCAAGUUUAUUUCAAUGUUUUCAUGUAUAAUUGACUGAUGGAAAUGAAGUAAAUCAUUUUUAGAGAGGGAAAAAUACAAUAAUCCAACAAUACUAGAUCACAACACAGUAAAACCCCGAAAUGAGGAUAGUGCUGUUCUGUUGGAGACUGCUGUUCCGGUAGACUUCCAGUCAUUGGGCUAAUGCUAGUUAGCAUUGGCUCGCGAUGGAAUAAUAGUUGUGUUAAUGGAGUAGUACGUUUAGUUUUUCAUGUUGUAAAGCAUCUGUUGUUUCUGUGAUUGCAGGGAGGCCCCAGUAAGCAAGCCCAGGCACAGCUCAGUGGCCUUUUCAACAGCAUCACAUCUUUCUUCCACCCAUCCAACCAUGGGCGAUGGCUGGUGAGUCACUGCAACUCUCACUUCUACAAUGUUUACCCAGACAGGCACCCCAUUCCCCUAACAAACCUUUGGUUGCACUGUCAUACCUGCAUACUCAACCACAGUCAAAGCGACUAGCUCUCUGUCUGUCCCCAAUAAUCUGAACGUGCCCCACAUUCCCCUUCUCCUUGCUCCAGAAGCCCAGGGGUUUGUGUACAUAGCGUUCAUGCAGAAAUAAUGACCAGAUGACACGAAAGAGAGAGGCAGCUGCCAGCAGUGCUAUAAAAGGUCAGCCAUUAUUUCCUAGAAACAUUCCCCCUCCGUCAUCAGACCAGAGCCUCAGGCUGCAAGCUGUCUUCACAGUCAUACACAAUCCUUUAUUUAUGGCAGAGGGACUCAGACCUUGGUUCAAUUACCAUUACAAAUACUUAACCUGGGCUCCAUUGAGCUUGCCUGACGCAAUGGAACCAAUAGAAUAGUCACAAAAAUGCACACCAUGCUCAUCCUGCACUCCAGGCAGGCUAAAGCAAACGCUAAAAGUAUUUGAACUUAGGUCUGGAGGUAGAGUUGUGACACCGUUUCUGGUAAACCCCAGCAACUCGUGAGAUGUUCUCCUGAUUCGUUUUCAGGUGUUAGGUGAAUGGAAACAGACAAUCUCACGCUCUUGUGAUCUGUGUCCAAUAUAAAAGUACCAUGCAUCCUGAGUCGGCUAAAGUAAGCUAGCAAUGUACCUGUAAUGUAAUCAUCAUCACUAUAGUGACGUAGAAAGACACAGGUCUUUUUUAGGAUUAAUAAAAUGCCUUUGGCCAGCCACUGACAUUCCCAACAUCUGUCAUUCUGUCACCCACUUAGGGAACUGGAUCUGGGAUGGAGAUAUUUCAGUCUUUAUUGAGAAUGUGUGGGUUCAACUCACCUGAGAUAAACCUGUGCAAAAUCAAUAAUUGACCUGAAUCUAUACUUAGAAGAGUUUCUGUGCAAGCCAGUCUCUCUAUGCCCCUUAGCUAGCUGUUGGUUUAGGGGUGUGGGGAGGGGGACACAAGGUCCUGCUGUCCUGACAGGGAAUUGGUUCUAAAGCCAUGCUGUCCUGACAGGUUAUUGGUUCUAAGGUCCUGCUCUCCUGACAGGGUAUUGGUUCUAAGGUCCUGCUGUCCUGACAGGUUAUUGGUUCUAAGGUCCUGCUCUCCUGACAGGGUAUUGGUUCUAAGGUCCUGCUGUCCUGACAGGGUAUUGGUUCUAAGGUCCUGCUGUCCUGACAGGGUAUUGGUUCUAAGGUCCUGCUGUCCUGACAGGGUAUUGGUUCUAAGGUCCUGCUCUCCUGACAGGGUAUUGGUUCUAAGGUCCUGCUGUCCUGACAGGGUAUUGGUUCUAAGGUCCUGCUGUCCUGACAGGGUAUUGGUUCUAAGGUCCUGCUGUCCUGACAGGGUAUUGGUUCUAAGGUCCUGCUCUCCUGACAGGGUAUUGGUUCUAAGGUCCUGCUGUCCUGACAGGGUAUUGGUUCUAAGGUCCUGCUGUCCUGACAGGGUAUUGGUUCUAAGGUCCUGCUGUCCUGACAGGGUAUUGGUUCUAAGGUCCUGCUCUCCUGACAGGGUAUUGGUUCUAAGGUCCUGCUGUCCUGACAGGGUAUUGGUUCUAAGGUCCUGCUGUCCUGACAGGGUAUUGGUUCUAAGGUCCUGCUGUCCUGACAGGUUAUUGGUUCUAAGGCCAUGAUGUCCUACAGGUUAUUGGUUCUAAGGCCAUGAUGUGCUGACAUGGUAUUGGUUCUAAGGUCCUGCUGUCCUGACAGGUUAUUGGUUCUAAGGUCCUGCUCUCCUGACAGGGUAUUGGUUCUAAGGUCCUGCUCUCCUGACAGGGUAUUGGUUCUAAGGUCCUGCUGUCCUGACAGGGUAUUGGUUCUAAGGUCCUGCUGUCCUGACAGGGUAUUGGUUCUAAGGUCCUGCUGUCCUGACAGGUUAUUGGUUCUAAGGCCAUGAUGUCCUACAGGUUAUUGGUUCUAAGGCCAUGAUGUGCUGACAGGGUAUUGGUUCUAAGGCCAUGAUGUCCUACAGGUUAUUGGUUCUAAGGCCAUGAUGUGCUGACACGGUAUUGGUUCUAAGGGCAUGAUGUUCUCAAUUUCAGAUUACUUACUGAAAUGAAAUGGAGUUUACCUCAACCCUGGAAGGCACGCUAUCACCACACUGUCUGACACCCCUGUGUCACGUAGCUGUCUGUUUUCAUGUCCUCAUAUCUGCCUCCCGGCCAGCUUCUCUCUAACCCGGUCUCCGUCUCUCUGUCCUCACACCUGUCUCUCUGUCCUCACACCUGUCUCUCUGUCUUCAUGUCCUCACACCUGUCUCUCUGUCUUCAUGUCCCGGUACCUGUCUUCAUGUCCCGAUACCUGUCUCUCUGUCUUAUGUCCUAUACCUGUCUCUCUGUAUCAUGUCCGGUCCUAAUGCAUAGUCCUGUCUCUCUGUCUAUGUCUCCCAUGGUUACCUGUCUCUCUGCUAUGUCUCUGUACCGUCUUUGUCUUCACUCUGUACUCUCUGUCUUCUGUCCUGGUACCUUCUCUCUGCUUUCAUGUCUUGGUACCUGUCUCUUGUCUCAUGUCCUGGUCACUGUCUCCUGUUCAUGUUGCAUCCUGGUACGAUCUGUCUCAGUCGGUACUGUUCUCUGUCGUAUGUCCUGGUACCCGAUCUCUCUGUCUUCAUGUCUGGUACCUGUCUCUGUAUGCAAGUCUGGUACUGUCUCUCUGUUCAUGUCCUGGUACCUGUCUCUCUGUCUCAUCCUGGUACCUGUCUCUCUGUCUUCAUGUCCUGGUACCUGUCUCUGUCUUCAUGUCCUGGUACCUGUCUCUCUGUCUUCAUGUCCUGGUACCUGUCUCUCUGUCUUCAUGUCCUGGUACCUAUCUCUCUGUCUUCAUGUCCUGGUACCUGUCUCUCUGUCUGCAUGUCCUGGUACCUGUCUCUCUGUCUGCAUGUCCUGGUACCUGUCUCUCUGUCUUCAUGUCCUGGUACCUGUCUCUGUCUUCAUGUCCUGGUACCUGUCUCUCUGUCUUCAUGUCCUGGUACCUGUCUCUGUCUUCAUGUCCUGGUACCUGUCUCUCUGUCUUCAUGUCCUGGUACCUGUCUCUGUCUUCAUGUCCUGGUACCUGUCUCUCUGUCUUCAUGUCCUGGUACCUGUCUCUGUCUUCAUGUCCUGGUACCUGUCUCUCUGUCUUCAUGUCCUGGUACCUGUCUCUCUGUCUUCAUGUCCUGGUACCUGUCUCUGUCUUCAUGUCCUGGUACCUGUCUCUCUGUCUUCAUGUCCUGGUACCUGUCUCUGUCUUCAUGUCCUGGUACCUGUCUCUCUGUCCCCAGAUGAAGUUGAUGAAGCUGCUGCAGCGCCUCCCGGCUAGUGUGGUGCGACGGCUCCACCGGGAGCGCUACCGGAAGCCCACGUGGCUCACUCCGGUACCGGACAGCCACAAGUUGACGGAGGCAGACAUCACGGCGUUCGUGGAGAGUAUGAUGCAGCCGGUGCUGCUGGCCAUGUUCAGUAAGACGGGCAGUCUGGACGCUGCUCAGGCCCUGCAGAACCUGGCCCUCAUGAGGCCUGAACUGGUAAUACCACCAGUGCUGGAGAAGUGAGUGAAAUCAAGCUUGUCAGUCAGAAGGGAAUGGGCAGUGUUUCCUCUACCGUUGUGUUAGGGCUGGGCGAUAUAGCCAGAAUAUCAUAUCACAAUAUUUUUCUAAUUUGACUGUAUGGUGGUAUUUUAUGUUUAUAUAUAAUACAAGUUGUAAAUAAUUUGUAUGAGUAGUGAAUGACCCUAGGAUGGCAACAAGUGAAUCCUAAGUGGUUUUAACAGGCUUUCUCCAUGCUGAUGGUUUUCUACCCAACCAAGCUAGGACAAACCUGACAGUAAAGUAGUCCAAUUAGUAGAGCUUUUCAUUUAUUAUAUCGUUAUUGACUGUAUUGUAAAGAUCCAUACCGGCAUGUGGAUCCAUACCGGUAUACGUUAAGAGAGGAUAUGUGGCCCAGCACUAAUUUAUCUCGUCUUCCUCUGUAGAACCUACCCUGCUAUGGAGACCCUGACAGAGCCCCACCAGCUGACUGCCACCCUGAGCUGCAUGAUCGGCGUGGCUCGCAGCCUGGUGUCUGGGGGCCAGCGCUUCCCCGAGGGGCCCACACACAUGCUGCCCCUCCUCAUGAGGGCUCUGCCCGGGGUUGACCCCAACGACUUCAGCAAGUGCAUGGUGGGUAAUAGAGUUCAGAGGAAAUAAGCUCUUGUAGGCCUCCUACACUGGGGUUGCUUGGGUACAGAGAUUGUCAUCAAUUUGGAAGUUGUCUCUGUGUGUCUCUGUGUGUGUCUCUGUGUGUGUGUCUCUGUGUGUGUCUCUGUGUGUGUUUGUUGCAGGUCUAAGUGUGCUCUCCUUCCUUUCUGCAGAUAACAUUCCAAUUCAUUGCUACGUUUGUUACUCUUGUGCCUUUGGUGGACUGUUCCUCUGCUGUUCAUGAAAGGAGCGACCUGACAGAGGUGGAGAGAGAGAUGUGCUCAGCCUCUGCAGAGUUUGAGGACUUUGUUCUUCAGUUCAUGGACAGGUAUGAGAAUGGAGAAGGAAGUCAAUGCAGGACUCAGGUGUGUCUGUGUGCAUGCAGACAUUAUCAGUGGAACAGCAUAGUAGUAAACUGCCUGUGUGUGUGUCUGCGUGUGUGUGUGUGUGGGUCUGCUUCUGCGUGUGUGUGGGUCUGCUUCUGCGUGUGUGUGGGUCUGCUUCUGCGUGUGUGUGGGUCUGCGUGUGUGUGUGUGGGUCUGCUUCUGCGUGUGUGUGUGUGUGUGUGUGGGUCUGCUUCUACGUGUGUGUGUGGAUCUGCGUGUGUGUGGGUCUGCGUGUGUGUGUGUGUGUGGGUCUGCUUCUACGUGUGUGUGGAUCUGCGUGUGUGUGGGUCUGCUUCUGCAUGUGUGUGUGGAUCUGCGUGUGUGUGUGUGUGUGGGUCUGCUUCUGCGUGUGUGUGGAUCUGGGUCUGCGUGUGUGGGUCUGCGUGUGUGUCUGGGUCUGCUUCUGCGUGUGUGUCUGGGUAUGCUUCUGCGUGUGUGGGUCUGCGUGGGUGUGUGUGGGUCUGUGUGUGUGUGGGGUCUGCGUGUGUGUGUGUGGGGUCUGCGUGUGUGUGGGGUCUGCGUGUGUGUGUGUGGGUCUGCGUGUGUGUGGGGUCUGUGGGUCUUUGUGUGGGUCUGCGUGUGGGUGUGUGUGUGUGUCUGUGGGUCUGCGUGUGUGUGGGUCCCUCCAGGUGUUUUGCCCUGAUAGACAGCAGUACUCUGGAGCAGACCAGAGAGGAGACGGAGACAGAGAAGAUGACCCAUCUGGAGAGCCUGGUGGAGCUGGGACUGUCUUCUACCUUCAACACCAUCCUCACACAGUGCUCCAUAGACAUCUUCAAGGUAGGACAACUCACUGUACACCCACGUCUUUCUCACACACACAACUCACUGUACACCCACGUCUUUCUCACACACACAACUCACUGUACACCUGCGUUUUUCACACACACACGUACAUACGUACAUACAUAUGAUUAUGUGAUUGUAUCCUUUGGUUCAUUUGUGUUGUUCAGGUGGCUCUGGAGAAGGUCUUCAACUUUGCCACCACCAACAUCUUUGAGACUCGUGUGGCUGGCAGGAUGGUGGCUGACAUGUGCAGAGCAGCCUCCAAGGUUCACCCAGCACAGUCUCUGAAGCUUUUGGUACCACACUGCUGCAAUGCCAUAAACCAGCUCGCUGUCAGUAAGUGCUCACUAAGCAGGACGUGUGUUCUGGAUGUGUUCUGUUGAAGUGGAGGGCUAUAAAACCAAUCUGGAUGUGGUCUUGAUUUCAGACUGUUGUGGAUUUGAUAUGGAGUGGUUAGAGUUGGGGAGAAGUGGGAAUCAAUGGAUCGUUGUUCUGAGUUGCUUUCUGAGUAUCUCACUCUGUUUCUUGGUUGUUGAUUUCCAGAUGAGGAGGUGUUGAGUGAGGAGGAACUGGAUAAGGAGUUACUAUGGAACCUUCAGCUACUGUCAGAGGUGAGGUCAUCACCCUGCGUCCAUACUGACUGAGACAUUCUCUUGUUCCCUUCACCUGUCAGUAGACUAGACACCAAACAGGAAAACACCUCAAGUUGUCCCAUAAGAAAGCUAAUUUGUUUUCAAACGUUUUCCGUUCUGUGCCUUACUGAACAGAAUGCGCCAAAUACAACAGGUGUAGACAUUACAGUGAAAUGCUUACUUACAAGCCCUUAACCAACAAUGCAGUUUUAAGAAAAAAGUAAAAUAAAAAAGUGUUAAUUAAGAAAUAAAAAAUAAAAUAAAGAGCAGCAGUAAAAAAAAUAGCAGUAGGGAGGCUAUAUACAGGGGGUACCAGUACAGAGUCAAUGUGAAAUAACAGGAGGGAGGCUAUAUACAGGGGGUACCAGUACAGAGUCAAUGUGAAAUAACAGUAGGGAGGCUAUAUACAGGGGGGUACCGGUACAGUCAAUGUGAAAUAACAGUAGGGAGGCUAUAUACAGGGGGGUACCGGUACAGAGUCAAUGUGAAAUAACAGUAGGGAGGCUAUAUACAGGGGGUACCGGUACAGUCAAUGUGAAAUAACAGUAGGGAGGCUAUAUACAGGGGGGUACCGGUACAGUCAAUGUGAAAUAACAGUAGGGAGGCUAUAUACAGGGGGGUACCGGUACAGUCAAUGUGAAAUAACAGUAGGGAGGCUAUAUACAGGGGGGUACCGGUACAGAGUCAAUGUGCAGGGGCACAGGUUAGUCAAGGUAAUUGAGGUCAUAUGUACAUGUGGGUAGAGUUAAAGUGACUAUGCAUAAAUUGUAAACAGAGUACCAGCAGUGUAAAAAAAAAGGGGGUGGGGGUGGCAGUGCAAAUAGUCUGGGUAGCCAUGAUUAGCUGUUCAGGAGUCUUAUGGCUUGGGGGUAGAAGCUGUUGAGAAGCCUUUUGGACCUAGACUUGGCGCUCCGGUACCGUUUGCCGUGUGGUAGCAGAGAGAACAGUCUAUGACUAGGGUGGCUUGAGUCUUUGACAAUUUUUAGGGCCUUCCUCUGACACUGCCUGGUAUAGAGGUCCUGGAUGGUAGGAAGCUUGACCCCAGUGAUGUACUGGGCCGUACGCACUACCCUCUGUAGUGCCUUGCGGUCGGAGGCCGAGCAGUUGCCAUACCAGGCGGUGAUGCAACCAGUCAGGAUGCUCUCGAUGGUGCAGCUGUAUAACUUUUUGAGGAUCUGAGGACCCAUGCCAAAUCUUUUCAGUCUCCUGAGGGACACAGGGGGGGUCUGUAUGUUCUCUCCUAACCCUCCUUCCCUCCUGUUGUCUCCUUGUCCUCCCCAGGUGACUCGUGUGGACGGGGACAAAAUCCUCCCCUACAGUACCCAGCUAGUUCAGAUCCUGCAGCUGACCCUCCAUCUGAAGUGUAAACAGGGCUACACCCUGGCCUGUAACCUGCUGCAUCAUAUCCUGAGGUCUACAGCCCUCAUCUACCCCACAGAGUACUGCAGUGUACCAGGAAGCUUUCAGCAGCCCACACAGGACUACCUGCCCAUCAAGGUACGUACAGGAUUGGAGGUACUAAGGUUGGUGGUAGGGGUAUGUAGAGGUUGGUGGUAGGGGUAAUCUCCAUAUCCUUGGCUUUCAUUGGCUAUAUUGGCGGUUAAAUCUACGUUGAGAGGGGCUGUUUCUAUGGCGCUUAGAGGGAAAGACUCGUACACCAUGAAAACAGGAACAAAUUGUCUUCGGAGGGUGGAUAGUGGAAUUCGGUCUGUUAGCUAUGUAAAUGAAUAUAUAUAUAUAUUUAGUCCUGUUUUGUAUUCUGUGGAUUUCAUUUAGAAAAAUACCAUGUUUUCACUCACGAACCAGCAGCCACUAGUUAGCUUGUCAGUUGACGUUCGAAGUUAGCGCCACGAAGCAGCGCCACAGAUUUCUAUGGAGCAGUGACCACUUGUUGAUCAUGCCUGUGAUUACAUUUCAUUCACUCUAUACAGGCUAGAUUCUCAGAGUAAAUUGUCUAACUUUUGAACCAUAAAUAUGGUAGAGACAUGGGGUUUGGACUUGUUUUUCAGACGCAAUUCUCUAUUGAAUGGACAUGUUUUGUAUAAACCUUGAAUGAAUGAAUUAAUCAUUUUCUAGGUGAACACCCUAAAGUGUGUCAAAGGAACCAGACUAGUAGAGGGGUCCAGGGCAUAACAUGCCAGACAGUUACACAACUCUCCUCUAUUUCUCCCUCUCUGGCUUCCCGCAGCCCUCCCCCUGUCCACUUAGUCAAUGAGAAGGGCCCAUAGUGAUAGAGGGUACACCUCCUAUCUUUGCCCAUAGGAAGUCCCUUUACACGUUGAAAUCCCUCCAUGGUGCCACUCAUGCUAAAACAGGAUUUAGUGGCAAGUGCGCCUUCUAUCCCUCUCUAUGGAAUGGCCUUGAGUGGCAUCAUAUUAUAUCAUCUCAGUAGAGGCAUCAUCUCCUUUUUCCCGAAGUGUGCACUUGUUCACUUCCCUUCAUGGAUUUGAAAGGAAAUAACUGGUAUAUGGAUACUCCCUGAUGCCUAAAUCAAUCCAAUGAUUUUAAAUGUGUAGGGAGUAGUGAAACGAGUGCACACUUCAGGAGGAAGGAGAGAUUAUUGGGACACAGCCCAGGGCAGCUCAAUGGAUCAAAGUUUCUAUGGCACUAGAUGAUAAGGUGUCUUGUCUGUUGUUCUUAGGAUUGGUCUCCAUACUACAAGACAAGCAGGGCUUUGUGUGUGUGUGUGUGUGUGUGGGGGGGGGGUUCUAUGUGUGUGUACGUAUUUAUUUGUGUGCACCUGUGUGUGUGACGUACCGAUUCAGCCUUUAUAUAGCACCAUGUGCUUCCAUCUUUAGGAUUUGCCCCAAGGCCGAGCGUCGAUGACGCGUUGAUGCUGCUCUGGGUUGUUCACAGGUCCUUUAUAGAGAUCCUUGAUGAAAACCUGCUCCAAAAAUUAAUAAAAAAGUUGCAUGGCUGUGAUAGGAGAAAUCUGAGGAUGGAUCUACAACAUUGUAGUUACUCCACAAUACUAACCUAAUUGACAAAGUGAAAAGAAGAAAGCCUGUACAAAAAAACAUGUAUCCUGUUUGCAAUGAGGCACUAAAGUAAAACUGCAAAAAAUGUGGCAUAUCAAUUAACUUUUUGUCCUGAAUACAAAGUGUUAUGUUUGGGGCAAAUCCAACACAUUACUGAGUACCGCUCGUCAUAUUUUCAAGCAUAGUGAUGUCUGCAUCAUGUUAUGGGUAUGGUCGUCUUCGGCAAGGACUAGGGAGUUUUUUGGGGGGAUAAAUAUAAAUGCAAUAAAGCUAAACAUCAAUAGAGCCCAGGCAACAUCCUGGAGGAAAACCUGCUUCAGUCUGUUUUCCAACAGACACUGGGAGACUAAUUCACCCUUCAGCAGGACAAUAACAUAAAACACAAGGCCAAAUAAAUAAAUACUCUGGAGUUGCUUACCAAGACGAUAUUGAAUGUUCCUGAGUGGCCUAGUUACCUUUUUUUACUUAAAUCGGCUUUAAAAUCUUAAAAUGGCUGGCUAGCAAUGAUCAACAACGAACUUGACAGUGCUUGAAUAAUUUUUAAAAGAAUGUGCAAAUAUUGUACAAUCCAGGUGUGCAAAACUCUUAGAUUUACCGAAAAAGACUCACCGCUGUAAUUGCUUCCAAAGUUGAUUCUAGCAUGUAUCGACUCCGGUUGAAUACUUAUUUAAUCAAGAUAUUAUAGUGUUUUAUUUUUCAUUAAUCUUUAAAAAAUGUUAGAAUGUUUAUUUUAGAGUAUUUUGUGUAGGUUGUUGGAAGAAAAUGAAAAAUCCAUUUUAAUCCCAAUUUGUAACACAACAAAAUGUGGAAAAAGUCAAGGGGUGUGAGUACUUUCUGAAGGCACUGUAAGUAUUGUGAUAAUAUCCUAUUGUAAGGUCCCUGGCAAUUAUAUAUAUAUAUAUAUAUAUAUAUAUAUAUAUAUAUAUACACAGUGAGGGAAAUAAAUAUUUGAUCCCCUGCUGAUUUUGUACGUUUGCCCACUGACAAAAAAAUUAUCAGUCUAUAAUUUUAAUGGUAGGUUUAUUUGAACAGUGAGAGACAGAAUAACAACAAAAAAAUCCUGAAAAACACAUGUCAAAAAUGUUAUAAAUUUAUUUGCAUUUUAAUGAGGGAAAUAAGUAUUUGACCCCUCUGCAAAACAUGACUUAGUACUUGGUGGCAAAAUCCUUGUUGGCAAUCACAGAGGUCAGACGUUUCUUGUAGUUGGCCACCAGGUUUGCACACAUCUCAGGAGGGAUUUUGUCCCACUCCUCUUUGCAGAUCUUCUCCAUGUCAUUAAGGUUUCGAGGCUGACGUUUGGCAACUCGAACCUUCAGCUCCCUCCACAGAUUUUCUAUGGGAUUAAGGUCUGGAGACUGGCUAGGCCACUCCAGGACCUUAAUGUGCUUCUUCUUGAGCCACUCCUUUGUUGCCUUGGGCGUGUGUUUUGGGUCAUUGUCAUGCUGGAAUACCCAUCCACGACCCAUUUUCAAUGCCCUGGCUGAGGGAAGGAGGUUCUCACCCAAGAUUUGACGGUACAUGGCCCUGUCCAUCGUCCCUUUUGAUACGGUGAAGUUGUCCUGUCCCCUUAGCAGAAAAACACCCCCAAAGCAUAAUGUUUCCACCUCCAUGUUUGACGGUGGGGAUGGUGUUCUUGGGGUCAUAGGCAUUCCUCCUCCAAACACGACGAGUUGAGUUGAUGCCAAAGAGCUCCAUUUUGGUCUCAUCUGACCACAACCCUUUCACCCAGUUCUCCUCUGAAUCAUUCAGAUGUUCAUUGGCAAACUUUAGACGGGCAUGUAUAUGUGCCUUCUUGAGCAGGGGGACCUUGCGGGCACUGCAGGAUUUCAGUCCUUCACGGCGUAGUGUGUUACCAAUUGUUUUCUUGGUGACCUUUGGUCCCAACUGCCUUAAGAUCAUUGACAAGAUCCUCCCGUGUAGUUCUGGGCUGAUUCCUCACCGUUCUCAUGAUCAUUGCAACUCCACGAGGUGAGAUCUUGCAUGGAGCCCCAGGCCGAGGGAGAUUGACAGUUCUUUUGUGUUUCUUCCAUUUACGAAUAAUCGCACCAACUGUUGUCACCUUCUCACCAAGCUGCUUGGCGUUGGUCUUGUAGCCCAUUCCAGCCUUGUGUAGGUCUACAAUCUUGUCCCUGACAUCCUUGGAGAGCUCUUUGGUCUUGGCCAUGGUGGAUAGUUUGGAAUCUGAUUGAUUGCUUCUGUGGACAGGUGUCUUUUAUACAGGUAACAAGCUGAGAUUAGCAGCACUCCCUUUAAGAAUGUGCUCCUAAUCUCAGCUCGUUACCUGUAUAAAAGACACCUGGGAGCCAGAAAUCUUUCUGAUUGAGAGGGGGUCAAAUACUUAUUUCCCUCAUUCAAAUGCAAAUCAAUUUAUUUUUACAUGUGUUUUUCUGGAUUUCUUUGUUGUUAUUCUGUCUCUCACUGUUCAAAUUAACCUACCAUUAAAAUUAUAGACUGAUCAUUUCUUUGUCAGUGGGCAAACGUACAAAAUCAGCAGGGGAUCAAAUACUUUUUUCCCUCAUUGUAUAUAUUUAUAUAUUAUAUUAUAUUAUUAUAUAUUGAUCUCAACCUUCUCUCCCUGUGUCCAGGACUGGGGUCGUCCGGGGGACCUGUGGAACCUGAACAUCCAGUGGCACGUCCCCAGUGUGGAGGAGACCAGCUUUGUGUUCUACGUUCUAGACCUGAUCCUACAGCCAGAGCUGCUGCGACUGCAGAGAUACGCCCAGGGGGAACAGGACAUGACCAGGUGAGGAGGGACAAACAAACUAACUGUGUGAAGGCAGUAAGAACAGGGGGGAGAGGUUCCUAUUCAUCAGUUAUCAAACAGAAGAAAACGGACUGAAACACGGGAAAGACUUCCUAAACUUGUCCAAUAAGAAACACACAUUUUUGUUUUCAUUUGCGAAACGUUUUGCUACGAUAUGCCCUAAUGAAUAGUUACGACCCAGGGCAUUGCCAGGUGAAUGCACACUAAACAGACCACGACAGGUUAAGUGUGGAGUAGAUGGGUGCAGGUGUAAGGAUAGCAUAACACUGCUCUACACUAAUCCAAUAACAAAGUAGUGCCCGGUUGUCCCAAGUGUGCUAUUGUCUUGCUGACAAGUUUAGGUGGUUUACUCUGUUUCAAACGUUUUCUCCCCACUUAAGACAACCCAGUUCUGCUUUAUCAUGUGUAGUCAGUGUUGUGGACCCUGCAUGUAAUUGUAAUCCCAUCUUUCAGGGAUGACGUCCUACAGAGUUUGUCCAUCAUACAGCACUGCCUUCUGGGAGCAGGAAGCCUGUUGCCCCCGCUGCAAGGAGAGCCCAUCCCUAAACUGUGAGUAGUACACAGUCAAGCUUAAUCAAUCAAAUGUAUUUAUAAAGCCCUUUUUACAUCAAUAAUUGUCAGUGUUUUAACACAGUGUGUUUUAUCUAUAAAACCUCUCUUUCUCCAUCAGGGUUACUAGCAUGGUGAAUCUGGGUGAGACCAACCUCUUCACAGGAAUGUCCUAUGGUGAGUUGUACUAAUGUCCCUCAAAUGAAUGCUUUGGCUCAUAGUCAUUAUUCUGAGGCCUUGGUAACAGACAAAAUAGUCAGAGCCUUCAUAGUUUGCUGUAGCACUCACUUGUUGUGGUGACAGCAGUAACUAUAUGUUGAUUUUCAUUGUUCCAGAGAAAUGUUUGCUUGCAUGUUCUAUAAUGUAAAACCUAAACACUCUCCUCCUCCAGAUGUGUCCAGAGAGAACUACAGAGAUGCUAUCUGUAGAGUGAUGAGGCAGUUGCUACGUGAGUAGUGUCCCCUCCCUCCUUCCUGUCUCUGUAACCACAAUUCAACCCCAGUAGUGUCCCCUCCCUCCUUCCUGUCUCUGUAACCACAAUUCAACCCCAGUAAUGUCCCCUCUCUCCUUCCUGUCUCUGUAACCACAAUUCAACCCCAGUAGUGUCCCCUCUCUCCUUCCUGUCUCUGUAACCACAAUUCAACCCCAGUAGUGUCCCCUCUCUCCUUCCUGUCUCUGUAACCACAAUUCAACCCCAGUAGUGUCCCCUCCCUCCUUCCUGUCUCUGUAACCACAAUUCAACACCAGUAGUGUCCCCUCCCUCCUUCCUGUCUCUGUAACCACAAUUCAACCCCAGUAGUGUCCCCUCCCUCCUUCCUGUCUCUGUAACCACAAUUCAACCCCAGUAGUGUCCCCUCCCUCCUUCCUGUCUCUGUAACCACAAUUCAACACCAGUAGUGUCCCCUCCCUCCUUCCUGUCUCUGUAACCACAAUUCAACCCCAGUAGUGUCCCCUCCCUCCUUCCUGUCUCUGUAACCACAAUUCAACUCCAGUAGUGUCCCCUCCCUCCUUCCUGUCUCUGUAACCACAAUUCAACCCCAGUAGUGUCCCCUCCCUCCUUCCUGUCUCUGUAACCACAAUUCAACCCCAGUAGUGUCCCCUCUCUCCUUCCUGUCUCUGUAACCACAAUUCAACCCCCAGUAGUGUCCCCUCUCUCCUUCCUGUCUCUGUAACCACAAUUCAACCCCAGUAGUGUCCCCUCCCUCCUUCAUGUCUCUGUAACCACAUUCAACCCCAGUAGUGUCCCCUCCCUCCUUCCUGUCUCUGUAACCACAAUUCAACCCCAGUAGUGUCCCCUCCCUCCUUCCUGUCUCUGUAACCACAAUUCAACCCCAGUAGUGUCCCCUCCCUCCUUCCUGUCUCUGUAACCACAAUUCAACACCAGUAGUGUCCCCUCCCUCCUUCCUGUCUCUGUAACCACAAUUCAAACCCCAGUAGUGUCCCCUCCCUCCUUCCUGUCUCUGUAACCACAAUUCAACCCCAGUAGUGUCCCCUCCCUCCUUCCUGUCUCUGUAACCACAAUUCAACCCCAGUAGUGUCCCCUCCCUCCUUCCUGUCUCUGUAACCACAAUUCAACCCCAGUAGUGUCCCCUCCCUCCUUCCUGUCUCUGUAACCACAAUUCAACCCCAGUAGUGUCCCCUCCUUCCUUCCUGUCUCUGUAACCACAAUUCAACCCCAGUAGUGUCCCCUCCCUCCUUCCUGUCUCUGUAACCACAAUUCAACCCCAGUAGUGUCCCCUCCCUCCUUCCUGUCUCUGUAACCACAAUUCAACCCCAGUAGUGUCCCCUCCCUCCUUCCUGGUCUCUGUAACCACAAUUCAACCCCAGUAGUGUCCCCUCCCUCCUUCCUGUCUCUGUAACCACAAUUCAACCCCAGUAGUGUCCCCCUCCCUCCUUCCUGUCUCUGUAACCACAAUUCAACCCCAGUAGUGUCCCCUCCCUCCUUCCUGUCUAUGUAACCACAAUUCAACACCAGUAGUGUCCCCUCCCUCCUUCCUGUCUCUGUAACCACAAUUCAACACCAGUAGUGUCCCCUCCCUCCUUCCUGUCUCUGUAACCACAAUUCAACACCAGUAGUGUCCCCUCUCUCCUUCCUGUCUCUGUAACCACAAUUCAACCCCAGUAGUGUCCCCUCUCUCCUUCCUGUCUCUGUAACCACAAUUCAACCCCAGUAGUGUCCCCUCCCUCAUUCCUGUCUCUGUAACCACAAUUCAACACCAGUAGUGUCCCCUCCCUCCUUCCUGUCUCUGUAACCACAAUUCAACCCCAGUAGUGUCCCCUCCCUCAUUCCUGUCUCUGUAACCACAAUUCAACCCCAGUAGUGUCCCCUCCCUCAUUCCUGUCUCUGUAACCACAAUUCAACCCCAGUAGUGUCCCCUCCCUCAUUCCUGUCUCUGUAACCACAAUUCAACCCCAGUAGUGUCCCCUCCCUCCUUCCUGUCUCUGUAACCACAAUUCAACCCCAGUAGUGUCCCCUCCCUCCUUCCUGUCUCUGUAACCACAAUUCAACCCCAGUAGUGUCCCCUCCCUCCUUCCUGUCUAUGUAACCACAAUUCAACCCCAGUAGUGUCCCCUCCCUCCUUCCUGUCUCUGUAACCACAAUUCAACACCAGUAGUGUCCCCUCCCUCCUUCCUGUCUCUGUAACCACAAUUCAACACCAGUAGUGUCCCCUCCCUCCUUCCUGUCUCUGUAACCACAAUUCAACACCAGUAGUGUCCCUCUCUCCUUCCUGUCUCUGUAACCACAAUUCAACCCCAGUAGUGUCCCCUCCCUCAUUCCUGUCUCUGUAACCACAAUUCAACCCCAGUAGUGUCCCCUCUCUCCUUCCUGUCUCUGUAACCACAAUUCAACCCCAGUAGUGUCCCCUCCCUCAUUCCUGUCUCUGUAACCACAAUUCAACACCAGUAGUGUCCCCUCCCUCCUUCCUGUCUCUGUAACCACAAUUCAACCCCAGUAGUGUCCCCCUCCCUCAUUCCUGUCUCUGUAACCACAAUUCAACCCCAGUAGUGUCCCCUCCCUCAUUCCUGUCUCUGUAACCACAAUUCAACCCCAGUAGUGUCCCCUCCCUCCUUCCUGUCUCUGUAACCACAAUUCAACCCCAGUAGUGUCCCCUCCCUCCUUCCUGUCUCUGUAACCACAAUUCAACCCCAGUAGUGUCCCCUCCCUCCUUCCUGUCUCUGUAACCACAAUUCAACCCCAGUAGUGUCCCCUCCCUCAUUCCUGUCUCUGUAACCACAAUUCAACCCCAGUAGUGUCCCCUCCCUCAUUCCUGUCUCUGUAACCACAAUUCAACCCCAGUACUGUCCCCUCCCUCAUUCCUGUCUCUGUAACCACAAUUCAACCCCAGUACUGUCCCCUCUCUCCCUCUCCAACCACAAACACACUUAACAUUGAACCACAUCCAUCCAAACAACUGUUUUUAUAAGUGACACUUAUCACAUCUACCUGCCAGAUACUAUGUCCUGUCAUCAUCGAAUGUCCAACAGAAACUACUGUAGUGUGUCUUCUGCUCCUCUUCUGCUAUAGUCGGCAUUUCUUCACAUAUCCAGAUCUAACAAUGUAAAGCUAUCCAGAUGUAACUAACAGUGUAAAGCUAUCCAGAUGUAACUAACAGUGUAAAGCUAUCCAGAUGUAACUAACAGUGUAAAGCUAUCCAGAUGUAACUAACAGUGUAAAGCUGUCCAGAUGUAACUAACAGUAGAAAGCUGUCCAGAUGUAACUAACAGUGUAAAGCUGUCCCGAUGUAACUAACAGUAUAAAGCUGUCCAAAUGUAACUAACAGUGUAAAGCUAUCCAGAUGUAACUAACAGUGUAAAGCUAUCCAGAUGUAACUAACAGUGUAAAGCUGUCCAGAUGUAACUAACAGUAGAAAGCUGUCCAGAUGUAACUAACAGUGUAAAGCUGUCCCGAUGUAACUAACCGUAUAAAGCUAUCCAAAUGUAACUAACAGUGUAAAGCUGUCCUAAUGUACAGUACCAGUCAAAAGUUUGGACACACCUACUCAUUCAAGGGUUUUUCUUUAUUUUUACUAUUUUCUACAUUGUAGAAUAAUAGUGAAGACAUCAAAAAAGUGUUAAACAAAUCAAAAUAUAUUUUGUAUUUGAGAUUCUUCAAAUAGCCACCAUUUUCCGUGAUGACAGCUUUGUACACUCUUGGCAUUCUCUCAACCAGCUUCACCUGGAAUGCUUUUCCAACAGUCUUGAAGGAGUUCCCACAUAUGCUUAGCACUUGUUGGCUGCUUUCCUUCACUCUGCCGUCCGACUCAUCCCAAACCAUCUCAAUUGGGUUGAGGGUGGGGGAUUGUGGAGGCCAGGUCGUCUGAUGCAACACUCCAUCACUCUCCUUCUUGGUAAAAUAGCCCUUACACAGCCUGGAGGUGUGUUGGGUCAUUGUCCUGUUGAAAAACAAAUGAUAGUCCCACUAAGCCCAAACCAGAUGGGAUGGCGUAUCGCUGCAGAGUGCUGUGGUAGCCAUGCUGGUUAAGUGUGCCUUGAUUUCUAAAUAUAUCACAGACAGUGUCACCAGCAAAGCACCAUCACACCACCUCCUCCAUGCUUUACGGUGGGAACUACACAUGCGGAGAUCAUCUGUUCACCCACACCGCGUCUCACAAAGACACGGCGGUUGGAACCAAAAAUCUCCAAUUUGGACUCUAGACCAAAGGACACAUUUCCACCCGUUUAAUGUCCAUUGCUCGUGUUUCUUGGCCCAAGCAGGUCUUCUUCUUAUUGGUGUCCUUUAGUAGGGGUUUCUUUGCAGCAAUUCGACCAUGAAGGCCUGAUUCACACAGUCCCCUCUGAACAGUUGAUGUUGAGAUGUCUGUUACUUUAACUCUGUGAAGCAUUUAUUUGGGCUGCAAUUUCUGAGACUGGUAACUGUAAUGAACUUAUCCUCUGCAGCAGAGGUAACUCUGGGUCUUCCAUUCCUGUGGAUGUCCUCAUGAGAGCCAGUUUCAUCAUAGCGCUUGAUGGUUAUUGCGACUGCACUUGAAGAAAUGUUCAAUGUUCUUGAAAUUUUCCGUAUUGACUGACCUUCAUGUCUUUAGUAAUGAUGGACUGUCGUUUCUCUUUGCUUAUUUGAGCUGUUCUUGCCAUAAUAUGGACUUGGUAUUUUACCAAAUAGGGCUAUCUUCUGUAUACCCCCUCUACCUUGUCACAACACAACUGAUUGGCUCAAACGCAUUAAGAAGGGAAGAAAUUCCACAAAUUAACUUUUAAGAAGGCAAGCAUGUUAAUUGAAAUUCAUUCCAGGUGACUAUCUCAUGAAGCUGGUUGAGAGAAUGCCAAGAGUAUGCAAAGCUGUCAUCAAGGCAAAGGGUGGCUAUUUGAAAUAUAAAAUAUAUUUUGAUUUUUUUAACACUAACAGUGUAAAGCUGUCCCGAUGUAACUAACAGUGUAAAGCUGUCCCGAUGUAACUAACAGUGUAAAGCUGUCCCAAUGUAACUAACAGUGUAAAAUCAAAUUUUAUUGGUCACAUACACAUGUUUAGCAGAUGUUAUUGCAGGUGUAGCGAAAUGCUUGUGUUCCUAGCUCCAACAGUGCAGUAGUAUCUAACAAUUCACAACAAUACACAAAUCUAAAAGUAAAAAAAUGGAAUUAGAAAUAUAUAAAUGUCGGAGUGGAAUUGACUAAAUACAGUAGAAUAGAAUACAGUAUAUACAUAUGAGAUGAGUAAAGCAGUAUGUAAACAUUAUUAAAGUGGCCAGUGAUUCCAUGUCUGUCUAUGUAUAUAGGGCAGCAGCCUCUUAAGGUGCAGGGAAGCUGUCCAGAUCAUCUUCCUAUACCUGUAAUGGUUUUUUAAAUAUCUUUGUGUCCACCACCUUAUCACUGUCUUCACAUGAAGAGCUGAUAAACAAAGGCAUCUACAACCACCCCUAAAACCUAUCCAGAUCAUUUCACUUCAUGUCAAUGUAACGGUUUGUUCUGUUUUAUGUCCCCAGGUCACAUUCUGGAGCACUCAGAGGAUGACACCAAGUCUUUAUUCUCCAUCAUCAAGAUCAUCAGUGACCUGCUACACUUCAAAGGCUCCCAAAAACAUGAGUUUGACUCUCGCUGGAAGAGCUUCAACCUGGUCAAGAAGUCCAUGGAGAACAGGGUGAGAGAUCUAGCUAGGACGCCAUACUGGGGCCAUGGUGGAACUUGUGUGAUUGAAUGACCAUCAGCACUCCCAAAUUAAGUUGCAUUUCUCUUGAGUGAAUGAAUGUAGUGUAAAGGUAGUGUAUUACAUAGGGAAUAGAGCCCAAAGGUAGUGUAUUACGUAGGGAAUAGAGCCCAAAGGUAGUGUAUUACGUAGGGAAUAGAGCCCAAAGGUAGUGUAUUACGUAGGGAAUAGAGCCCAAAGGUAGUGUAUUACGUAGGGAAUAGAGCCCAAAGGUAGUGUAUUACAUAGGGAAUAGAGCCCAAAGGUAGUGUAUUACGUAGGGAAUAGAGCCCAAAGGUAGUGUAUUACGUAGGGAAUAGAGCCCAAAGGUAGUGUAUUACAUAGGGAAUAGAGCCCAAAGGUAGUGUAUAACAUAGGGAAUAGAGCCCAAAGGUAGUGUAUUACAUAGGGAAUAGGGUCCAAAGGUAGUGUAUUACAUAGGGAAUAGGGUCCAAAGGUAGUGUAUUACAUAGGGAAUAGGGUCCAAAGGUAGUGUAUUACAUAGGGAAUAGGGUCCAAAGGUAGUGUAUUACAUAGGGAAUAGAGCCCAAAGGUAGUGUAUUACAUAGGGAAUAGAGCCCAAAGGUAGUGUAUUACAUAGGGAAUAGGGUCCAAAUGUAGUGUAUUACAUAGGGAAUAGGGUCCAAAGGUAGUGUAUUACAUAGGGAAUAGUGUCCAAAGGUAGUGUAUUACAUAGGGAAUAGAGCCCAAAGGUAGUGUAUUACAUAGGGAAUAGAGCCCAAAGGUAGUGUAUUACAUAGGGAAUAGAGCCAAAAGGUAGUGUAUUACAUAGGGAAUAGGGUCCAAAGGUAGUGUAUUACAUAGGGAAUAGGGUCCAAAGGUAGUGUAUUACAUAGGGAAUAGAGCCCAAAGGUAGUGUAUUACAUAGGGAAUAGAGCCCAAAGGUAGUGUAUUACAUAGGGAAUAGAGCCCAAAGGUAGUGUAUUACAUAGGGAAUAGGGUCCAAUGGUAGUGUAUUACAUAGGGAAUAGAGCCCAAAGGUAGUGUAUUACAUAGGGAAUAGGGUCCAAAGGUAGUGUAUUACAUAGGGAAUAGGGCCCAGCCUUGGUCUAGAUAGGGGUCACUCAUGUCUCUCCUCCUGUUCCAUCUAAAGCUUCAUGGCAGGAAGCAGCACAUCAGAGCCCUUCUGAUCGACAGAGUUAUGCUACAGCACGAGGUAGGACCUCUGUCUCUGUUUCUCUGUCUCUAUCUGUGUGCUGUCCAUUCUCUAGUGUGCUGCUGUCUUGGAAGAAUCUGUCAGUUUAUAUUACCCCUGGUAGUAACCUAGCUGCUGUUUAACUGUCAUGUGUUUUGUGUUGUCCAGCUUCGUAAGCUAACAGUGGAAGGGUGUGAGUACAGGAGUAUCCACCAGGAACUGAUGAAGGAUCUGCUGAGGCUAUCCACCAGCACCUACAGUCAGGUUAGCCCACUUCACUACCGCACACGUUUUAGAGUUCACUACCACACACAUUUGUUUUAGUAGCUCCAGUAGGUAAAUAAACCAUUACUGUGGUGAACGAGACGUUGGUAGAGCAUGGCUCUUCCCGGGAUUAAAGCAUCUGCUAAAUGGCAUAUGUAAAAUCAUAUAUUGUUACUCAAAACACAUUGGAGGAGAAUUUUAUGUCUGGACAGUGGAUCUUCUCUGAUGUGUGGCGAGGAGAGAGGAUGCAAGGAAUCAAGGAAAAUGUAUUAAGAAAGUGUCUCUCCCCCCCAUGUGUGUUCCUCCAGGUGCGUAGCCGGGCUCAGAGUGUGCUGUUCACGGCUCUGAGGACCUAUAACUUCUGCUGCAGGGACGUGAUCCCCCGCGUGCUGGAGUUCCUGGAGCCAGACCGCUCCGACGUCACACAACAGCAGUUCAAAGUAGGACUGUCUCUCUCUGUCCUGUCCUGUCUCUGUCCUGUCUCGCUCUCUGUCUCACUCUCUGUCCUGUCUCGUUCUCUGCCCUGUCUCGUUCUCUGCCCUGUCUCGCUCUGUCUCACUCUCUGUACUGUCUCACUCUCUGUCCUGUCUCGCUCUCUGCCCUGUCUCGCUCUCUGCCCUGUCUCACUCUCUGUCCUGUCUCGCUCUCUGCCCUGUCUCGCUCUCUGCCCUGUCUCGCUCUCUGCCCUGUCUCGCUCUCUGCCCUGUCUCGCUCUCUGCCCUGUCUCGCUCUCUGUCCUGUCUCGCUCUCUGUCCUGUCUCACUCUCUGUCCUGUCUCACCACAACUAUUUUAUCUUGUCCACACACACACGGUCAAGGCUGGUUAUUGCAAAUUGAUUGAUCAAUUCAUUGAUUAAUUAAUUGAUCAAUCGAUUGAUUGAAUCAUUCAUUGAUCAAUCGGCUGACUAAAUGACUGUUUGACUGACUGAUAGGAUGUACACUGAACAGAAAUAUGAACGCAAAAAAAAAAAAAAAAAUGUAAAGUGUUGGUCCCAUGUUUCAUGAGCUGAAAUAAAAAUCCCAGAAAUGUUCCAUAUGCACAAAAAGCUAAUUUCUUUAAAAUGUUGUGCACAAAUUUGUUUACAUCCCUGUUAGUGAGCAUUUCUCCUUCGCCAAGAUAAACCAUCCACCUGACAGGUGUGGCAUAUCAAGAAGCUGAUUAAACAGCAUGAUUAUUACACAGGUGCAGCGUGUACUGGGGACAAUAAAAGGCCACUCUAAAAUGUGCAGUUUUGUCACACAACACAAUGCCACAGAUGUCUCAAGUUUUGAGGGAGCGUGCAAUUGGCAUGCUGACUGCAGGAAUGUCCACCAGAACUGUUGCCAGAGAAUUGAAUGUUAACUGCAUUUUAUCGAUGGCAAUUUGAAUGCACAGAAAUACCCUGACGAGAUCCUGAGGCCCAUUGUGAGGCCAAUUUUUUUUUACGAUGUCUGUGACCAACCGAUGCAUAUGUAUAUUCGCAGUCAUGUGAAAUCCAUAGAUUAGCGCCUAAUGAAUUUAUUUCAAUUGACUGAUUUUCCUUAUAUGAACUGUAACUCAGUAAAAUCUUUGAAUAUGUUGCAUUUAUAUUUUUGUUCAGUAUAAAUGGAGAAAAUUGAAUAUAACUGAGCCUUAUAUAUACUUAUAUAUACAUCCUUAUAUUCUCCAUCCUUCAUUGUCUUCCUCAUCCUUCCUCACCCCUCUCCUCUCUUCUAUCCUCUCUCCUCUUCUCUCUCCUCUCUCUUCUCUCCUCUCUCCUCUUCUCUCUCCUCUCUCUUCUCUCCUCUUCUCUCUCCUCUCUCCUCUCUCUUCUCUCUCCUCUCUCUCCUCUCUCCUCUCUCGCUCUUCUCUUCUCUCUCUCUCCUCUCUCCUCUCUCUCCUCUCUUCUUUCUUCCUCUCUCUCUAGGGUGCGUUGUACUGUCUCUUGGGGAACCACAGUGGGGUGUGCCUGGCCAACCUGCAUGACUGGGACUGCAUCACCCUGACCUGGCCUGCCAUCGUCCGCUCAGGCCUCAGCUCAGCUAUGUCCCUGGAGAAGCCCUCCAUCGUCCGGCUGUUCGACGACCUCGCUGACAAGGUCCAUCGCCAGUACGAGACCAUCGGCAUCGACUUCGCGGUAAGACACCCUUCCGGCCUUUCCACUGGUCGAAAUGAUCAUUGCAACCAUCUGGGUUUUAAUGACAUCAACUUGAUCUGAUUGUAAACUGAAAGAAAUUAAACUCAAUAUUGGGAAGGUGUUCCUAAUGUUUGGUAUAUUCGGUGCCGUGCUGCAGCUCCAGACCUCUGGCUGCCCAAGGACCUAGUCCUAUAUAACAUAUAUAAUAAUAUAUGAUUAAACUAACUCUAAACUCUAAUGUAGAUCCCAUCAGAGUGCCGUGCAGUGGCAGUGCAGCUCCAGACCUCUGGCGUUCCUCUGCCCCCGGAACCUGUCCCCUCAGACCAAGAAGAAGCAGAGGGCAUCAGGAAGCAGGGGGAGAAGAACCUAGACUCUGAGCAGUGAGUACAUAUCUUAUGUUUUAUAUGGGAACAGUAUGAUCCUAGACUCUGGACAGUGAGUACAUAUCUAUGAUUUAUAUAGGAACAGUAUGAUCCUAGACUCUGGACAGUGAGUAUAUAUAUAUAUAUAUAUAUAUAUAUAUGUGUUUUAUUUGGGAACAGUAUGAUCCUAGACUCUGGACAGUGCGUUCAUAUCUAUGUUUUAUAUCGGAACAGUAAGAACCUAGACUCUGGAUAGUGAGUUUAUACAGUGGGGGAAAAAAGUAUUUAGUCAGCCACCAAUUGUGCAAGUUCUCCCACUUAAAAAGAUGAGAGGCCCGUAAGUUUCAUCAUAGGUACAUGUCAACUAUGACAGACAAAAUGAGGAAAAAAAUUCCAGAAAAUCACAUUGUAGGAUUUUUUAUGAAUUUAUUUGCAAAUUAUGUUGGAAAAUAAGUAUUUGGUCAAUAACAAAAGUUUCUCAAUACUUUGUUAUAUACCCUAUGUUGGCAAUGACACAGGUCAAACGUUUUCUGUAAGUCUUCACAAGGUUUUCACACACUGUUGCUGGUAUUUUGGCCCAUUCCUCCAUGCAGAUCUCCUCUAGAGCAGUGAUGUUUUGGGGCUGUCGCUGGGCAACACGGACUUUCAACUCCCUCCAAAGAUUUUCUAUGGGGUUGAGAUCUGGAGACUGGCUAGGCCACUCCAGGACCUUGAAAUGCUUCUUAUGAAGCCACUCCUUCGUUGCCCGGGCGGUGUGUUUGGGAUCAUUGUCAUGCUGAAAGACCCAGCCACGUUUCAUCUUCAAUGCCCUUGCUGAUGGAAGGAGGUUUUCACUCAAAAUCUCACGAUACAUGGCCCCAUUCAUUCUUUCCUUUACACAGAUCAGUCGUCCUGGUCCCUUUGCAGAAAAACAGCCCCAAAGCAUGAUGUUUCCACCCCCAUGCUUCACAGUAGGUAUGGUGUUCUUUGGAUGCAACUCACCAUUCUUUGUCCUCCAAACACGACGAGUUGAGUUUUUACCAAAAAGUUAUAUUUUGGUUUCAUCUGACCAUAUGACAUUCUCCCAAUCCUCUUCUGGAUCAUCCAAAUGCACUCUAGCAAACUUCAGACGGGCCUGGACAUGUACUGGCUUAAGCAGGGGGACACGUCUGGCACUGCAGGAUUUGAGUCCCUGGCGGCGUAGUGUGUUACUGAUGGUAGGCUUUGUUACUUUGGUCCCAGCUCUCUGCAGGUCAUUCACUAGGUCCCCCCGUGUGGUUCUGGGAUUUUUGCUCACCGUUCUUGUGAUCAUUUCGACCCCACGGGGUGAGAUCUUGCGUGGAGCCCCAGAUCGAGGGAGAUUAUCAGUGGUCUUGUAUGUCUUCCAUUUCCUAAUAAUUGCUCCCACAGUUGAUUUCUUCAAACCAAGCUGCUUUCCUAUUGCAGAUUCAGUCUUCCCAGCCUGGUGCAGGUCUACAAUUUUGUUUCUAGUGUCCUUUGACAGCUAUUUGGCUUGGCCAUAGUGGAGUUUGGAGUGUGACUGUUUGAGAUUGUGGACAGGUGUCUUUUAUACUGAUAACAAGUUCAAACAGGUGCCAUUAAUACAGGUAACGAGUGGAGGACAGAGGAGCCUCUUAAAGAAGAAGUUACAGGUCUGUGAGAGCCAGAAAUCUUGCUUGUUUGUAGGUGACCAAAUACUUACUUUCCACCAUAAUUAGCAAAUAAAUUCAUUACAAAUCCUACAAUGUGAUUUUCUGGAGAAAAAAAUCUCAAUUUGUUUGUCAUAGUUGACGUGUACCUAUGAUGAAAAUUACAGGCCUCUCUCAUCUUUUUAAGUGGGAGAACUUGCACAAUUGGUGGCUGACUAAAUACUUUUUUUCCCCACUAUCUAUGUUUUAUAUCAGAACAGUAAGAACCUAGAAUCUGGACAGUGAGUAUACAGUGAGGGAAAAAAAGUAUUUGAUCCCCUGCUGAUUUUGUAAGUUUGCCCACUGACAAAGACAUGAUCAGUCUAUAAUUUUAAUGGUAGGUUUAUUUGAACAGUGAGAGACAGAAUAACAACAAAAAAAUCCAGAGAAACGCAUGUCAAAAAUGUUAUAAAUUGAUUUGCAUUUUAAUGAGGGAAAUAAGUAUUUGACCCCUCUGCAAAACAUGACUUAGUACUUGGGGGCAAAAUCCUUGUUGGCAAUCACAGAGGUCAGACAUUUCUUGUAGUUGGCCACCAGGUUUGCACACAUCUCAGGAGGGCUUUUGUCCCACUCCUCUUUGCAGAUCUUCUCCAAGUCAUUAAGGUUUCGAGGCUGACGUUUGGCAACUCGAACCUUCAGCUCCCUCCACAGAUUUUCUAUGGGAUUAAGGUCUGGAGACUAGCUAGGCCACUCCAGGACCUUAAUGUGCUUCUUCUUGAGCCACUCCUUUGUUGCCUUGGCUGUGUGUUUUGGGUCAUUGUCAUGCUGGAAUUCCCAUCCACGACCCAUUUUCAAUGCCCUGGCUGAGGGAAGGAGGUUCUCACCCAAGAUUUGACGUUACAUGGCCCCGUCCAUCGUCCCUUUGAUGCGGUGAAGUUGUCCUGUCCCCUUAGCAGAAAAACAUCCCCAAAGCAUAAUGUUUCCACCUCCAUGUUUGACGGUGGGGUUGGUGUUCUUGGGGUCAUAGGCAGCAUUCCUCCUCCUCCAAACACGGCGAGUUGAGUUGAUGCCAAAGAGCUCGAUUUUGGUCUCAUCUGACCACAACACUUUCACCCAGUUCUCCUUUGAAUCAUUCAGAUGUUCACUGGCAAACUUCAGACGGGCCUGUAUAUGUGCUUUCUUGAGCAGGUAGACCUUGCGAGCGCUGCAGGAUUUCAGUCCUUCACGGCGUAGUGUGUUACCAAUUGUUUUUCUUGGUGACUAUGGUCCCAGCUGCCUUGAGAUCAUUGACAAGAUCCAAGAUCCUCCCGUGUAGUUCUGGGCUGAUUCCUCACUGUUCUCAUGAUCAUUGCAACUCCACGAGGUGAGAUCUUGCAUGGAGCCCCAGGCCGAGGGAGAUUGACAGUUAUUUUGUGUUUCUGCCAUUUGCAUAUAAUCGCACCAACUGUUGUCACCUUCUCACCAAGCUGCUUGGCGAUGGUCUUGUAGCCCAUUCCAGCCUUGUGUAGGUCUACAAUCUUGUCCCUGACAUCCCUGGAGAGCUCUUUGGUCUUGGCCAUGGUGGAGAGUUUGGAAUCUGAUUGAUUGGUUCUGUGGACAGGUGUCUUUUAUACAGGGAACAAGCUGAGAUUAGGAGCACUCCCUUUAAGAGUGUGCUCCUAAUCUCAGCUCGUUAGCUGUAUAAAAGACACCUGGGAGCCAGAAAUCUUUCUGGUUGAGAGGGGGUCAAAUACUUAUUUCCCUCAUUUAAAAUGCAAAUCAAUUUAUAACAUUUUUCCAUGCAUUUUUCUGGAUGUUUUUUGUUGUUAUUCUGUCUCUCACUGUUCAAAUAAACCUACCAUUAAAAUUAUAGACUGAUCAUUUCUUUGUCAGUGGGCAAACGUACAAAAUCAGCAGGGGAUCAAAUACUUUUUUCUCUCACUGUAUAUCUAUGUUUUAUAUCGGAACAGUAAGAACCUAGACUCUGGACAGUGAGUAUAUAUCUAUGUUUUAUAUCGGAACAGCAAGAAGAGUACUGGACACUUCUAAUAAAUAAACACUACAAUACAGUUGAACUGUUCACAAAAACUUGCAUGUGUGUUGGUGUAUUAUUACACUAGCAAAGGUCUAGCAGUUCCCAUUGUUAAACCAAUCCCUCAGUUAUGUCUACAUUAUAAUGUCCCCAGUACAAGCCACUUUUCAAAAUACUACUGUUCUGUCUCCCUCAGGAAAUAUGACAAGCUGGUUGGGGAACUUCUGGACUGCCUCAAUGACAGAAACAAGUAGGUUCACCUCGUCUCAAUGACAGAAACAUGUAGGGUCACCUCGUCUCAAUGACAGAAACAUGUAGGGUCACCUUGUCUCAAUGACAGAAGCAUGUAGGGUCACCUCGUCUCAAUGACAGAAACAUGUAGGGUCACCUCGUCUCAAUGACAGAAACAUGUAGGGUCACCUCGUCUCAAUGACAGAAACAUGUAGGGUCACCUCGUGUCGAUGACAGAAACAUGUAGGGUCACCUCGUGUCGAUGACAGAAACAUGUAGGGUCACGUCGUCUCAAUGACAGAAACAUGUAGGGUCACCUCGUGUCGAUGACAGAAACAUGUAGGGUCACCUCGUCUCAAUGACAUAAACAUGUAGGGUCACCUCGUGUCGAUGACAGAAACAUGUAGGUUCACCUCGUCUCGAUGACAGAAACAUGUAGGUUCACCUCGUCUCGAUGACAGAAACAUGUAGGUUCACCUCAUCUCGAUGACAGAAACAUGUAGGUUCACCUCGUCUCGAUGACAGAAACAUGUAGGUUCACCUCGUCUCGAUGACAGAAACAUGUAGGGUCACCUCGUGUCGAUGACAGAAACAUGUAGGUUCACCUCGUCUCAAUGACAGAAACAUGUAGGGUCACCUCGUGUCGAUGACAGAAACAUGUAGGGUCACCUCGUGUCGAUGACAGAAACAUGUAAGGUCACCUCGUCUCGAUGACAGAAACAUGUAGGGUCACCUCGUGUCGAUGACAGAAACAUGUAAGGUCACCUCGUCUCGAUGACAGAAACAUGUAGGGUCACCUCGUGUCGAUGACAGAAACAUGUAAGGUCACCUCGUCUCGAUGACAGAAACAUGUAGGGUCACCUCGUGUCGAUGACAGAAACAUGUAGGGUCACCUCGUGUCGAUGACAGAAACAUGUAGGGUCACCUCGUGUCGAUGACAGACGUUAGAAAAGGGAAAUCCUGUCUGCUCUAUUUCUUACAUUUCAAUCUGCAACAUUUAACAUUCCGCCUCACUAAAUACGAAAAUGUCUGUUCUUAUUGGAGAACUUCAGACAGUACUUCUCUGUUUCAAAACGUUUUCCACCUCCUGAAUACCCCUGCUUUAUGUUGCAGGCCCUGGAAGUUUGAGCACAUUGCCAUUGGCUUCAUGUCUCUGUUACUGAGGGACGACCACCCACUCCCCUCCCCUGCUGUCCUUUUCUUCGUCAAGAGCCUCAACCAUGACUCCCUCCUGGUCCGCAAGGUGGGCACUGCCACCGCAACCACUCUGUCCAUACACUCUGUCCAUACACUCUGUCCAUACACUCUGUCCAUACACUCUGUCCAUGCACUCUGUCCAUGCACUCUGUCCAUGCACUCUGUCCAUGCACUCUGUCCAUGCACUCUGUCCAUGCACUCUGUCCAUGCACUCUGUCCAUGCACUCUGUCCAUACACUCUGUCCAUACACUCUGUCCAUACACUCUGUCCAUACACUCUGUCCAUACACUCUGUCCAUGCACUCUGUCCAUACACUCUGUCCAUGCACUCUGUCCAUGCACUCUGUCCAUGCACUCUGUCCAUACACUCUGUCCAUACACUCUGUCCAUACACUCUGUCCAUACACUCUGUCCAUACACUCUGUCCAUGCACGUGUAGAAUCACUGACACCCAGUCAUGCAUUCAGUUUCAUUCACUACAUUGAGAUACAAUCAAUUUUGUAAGAGAUCUCUUCAAGAUGGCAGCAGUCAACAACGUUACGGAGACGUUUCACACAUAAAUAUACAUUUAUCUUCAAACAUCAUACAUGCAUGCAUAAUUCUGAGCUCUGCUGAGGACUUUUAGCAUUACGGUAUUUCAUUGUAAGAUAUAGAAACAUAUUUUUAAAUGUAUUUAUUUCCCCACUAGGUGGCAAUAUCAGCCGUGGCAGGGAUCAUGAAGCAACUCAAGAGGCCACACAAAAAAGUGCCAGUCAGCCCCAACAAGCUCUGUAAGUAAACUGCAAUUUGUCUCCUCACCAGUCCCUUUACCUGGGUUUAAAUAGUAUUUGUUUCAAGCUGCGGUUGAUUGUGCUUGCUCUGGCGCAAUGGAACAAAAGGAAUAGUCCCAAAAUUGCAAACCCUGUCCAUCUGGCACUCCAGGUAGGCUCAAUCAAAGUAUUUGAAAGAAAACAAAUACUAGUUGACCCCAGGUCUGAUUUAUAACAGCAGCUUUCGCACAAGGUGCUUGAGGUGCUUAAAGUACUUGAAUUUGGCACUCUGAAAUUCAAGUACUGGAAUACCUUGAAAAUCAGACAUUUUAUCAAGUUGGUACUUGAAAAGUACUUGAAUUAAAAUGAAAGGAGAACAAAAAAUGAUCAAAUAUAUUUAUGAAAAAUAUUAGAAAAAUGUAUUGGUCUUGUAAAUGAAUUUCCAUGCAGACUACCGAGUUUUGUUUCCUCAAGUGUUUCGCGCUGUAGUUGCCAGGCGAAAUCGCUCAUUCCACCCACACUGCCACUCAGCCAGGCAGGUACAGAAUUGACUGAUUAGGUGCCGCCAAACGACACAUCGAUAGCUAAAAUCCCGGGCAAAUGUAGAUUCAAUCUUACCUUUUGUGCAUAUGGAACAUUUCUGGGAUCUUUUAUUUCAGCUCAUGAAACAUGGGACCAACACUUUACAUGUUCUGUUGAUAUUUCUGUUCAUUGUAGUUUAACCACCUUUGUUUGCCACUACAUCACUGGACCCCACCAACCCACAUUGUGAAGGGGAAAGACUCAACGCUGCAUCCUGCGCUGGUGCCGGUUCUACAUUAAGUAACUUUUUCUCUGUAACAACCUCCAGAGCUUUUUUGCCAAUCGCCUCAUUCACGGGGCGCCCGCGAUAUUUCCGCUUUAUCAACCGGCAGCCGUGCUCCUGCCAUUCUGGUGGCGGUUCACGUGCCUUCCCCCCUUCUCCCGACUGGCGACACUAAAGCUGCCAGUCGGAAGCAAGAAGCUUUUUCGUAGCUAUUAAGUAGGCAUGUACCAAAACUCUGCUCAUCACUACUCAAAUUACAACAUCAGUACUGACUUACCACUCAUGUAUGUAAUAAGUAAGUGAAACAACGUAUUAUUGAGUAGAACUUGUAAGGUGGUGAUGAAUACUACGUUAUUUACUUUUACGAGGUUGUAGUGAUAUUCUGCCAUCUGGUGGCGACUAGAAACAAUUGCAUAAUAUGAACUAUUACAAAUUGAUGAUCCUAAAAAUAAAUAUUAGUGCUUGAAAAAGUACUUAAGUCCUUGAAUUUCACUUGCCACUGUCUGUACAAACCCUUUAACAGAUACAUACAGCUUAUCUCACCACCUCUCCCUCUCUCUGCCAAGUGGUCUGAUAGCAGGGGACAGGCCUGAUAACCAGUGGCUCCAGUAUAACAGUAGUCUUAUGGUCCUCUCACCACCUCUCCCUCUCUCCUUCGUCCUCCUCUUCCCUCUCUACCAGGUGGUAUGAAAGAGCUGGCUGGUCUGAUAGCAGGGGACAGGCCUGAUAACCAGUGGCUCCAGUAUAACAGUAGCAGUCUGCCUCGUAGCCAGCAGGACUGGGAGGGCUGUACGUUCGUAGAGAAGACCCACUGGGGAUACUACAGCUGGCCACAGAAACUCAUGAUGUACGCUCCUUCUGAGGAGCAGCCCAAACAAGGACUAACCAGAGAGGAGAUGACCGAGGUGAGGAGAUGACACGCACACAGAAACAUGGUCACAGUCCGAUGCGCUACCCUAGUCCCUAAGUGUACACUCCUACACUCCCCCUCAUGGAUGUAAAAUGAAUGUAUUAGUGUAAGGAAUAUGGUGGAAACUCCCUCCAGGCAUGCAUGCUUCCAAUCCAAUGCUUUUGAAAUGUAUGAGCGCGAGUGACAACUGCACACUUCUGGCUGAAGGGUAGAGAAUCGGAAUGCAUUCUCUCACUGUUUGAAAAUGUAUGUAACAUCCUCUGCUGGUGAUAUCGCAGGUCCACUGGUAUAACUGUUGGUUUCUUCCCUCUCCAGCGAGAGCAGAUCAUCUACGACCACUUCUCAGACCCAUCGUUCAUCAACCAGCUGAUUGAGUUCCUCUCUCUGGAGGACCGGAAGGGCAAGGACAAGUUCAGCCCCCGCAGGUUCUGCCUCUUCAAGGUGAGGGAGACACAAAUCAGGAUUUAAGACUCACCCAAUCUCAAAGGUCUUUCCUGAACCCUCAUUAAUACCUUGCGUUCUCUCUUCAAAUGGUCUCCUUGCUUCCCUCUGCCGUUUUUAAAGGAGACAGGGUGAGCAUGAAAGAUAGAAGCUACGUAAACGAGGGAAGACUUCUGAGGAUAAACCUAGACAGUUUUUUUAGGCCAAGAAUAUGGUUGGAAUGGCGCUGCAAUGGACAGCUGCCGCUUUACGGGCUCUGACCAAUUCUGCUAUUUUGUGUAUUUUUUUGUUUUGCACUGACCUUAACUUUCUUUGUACGUAAUGUUUCUGCCAUCGUUUCCUAUUACUAAAAAUUACUUCUGGACAUCAGAACAGUGAUCAAUAACCUCGAUUUGGAUGAAGAAUUCUACUUCAACGAGUCGGUGACGCAGGACAUACUGCUCACCCCGGACCAGGCCCUAAUCCCCGACUCUGAAGAGAAAGAGCCGGUGUUAUAGAGGCCGACCUGCGGGCACACUGACGAAACAACGUCGGCGAGUAUAAACCGCCUCUACCCUCCGUUCUAUUGGCGAAUGUACAAUCACCGGAGAACAAACUGGACGAGCUCAGUUCGAGACUAUCCUAUCAACGGGACCUGAAUAAAUCUAAUAUCCUAUGUUUCUCUGAGACGUGGCUGAACAAGGACAUGGAUAAUAUACAUCUAGCUGGUUUUUCUAUGUAUCGGACAGAACGGCAACUUCGGGUAAGCUCAAGGGGGAGGUGUCUCUUUGAUAACAACAGCUGGUGCGCGAUCUCUAAUAUUAAGGAAAUCUUAAGGUUCUGCUCGCUAGAAUACCUUAAUACCUAAGAUGUAGACCAUAGUAUUUACCAAGACAGUUUUCAUCAAUUUAUUUGUAGCUGUCUAUUUAUCACAACAAACCAAGACCACACUCAACGAGCUGUGUAGGGCCAUAAGCAAACAAUAAAAUGCUCAUCAAAGGCGGCGCUCCUAUUGGCCGGUGAUUUUAAUGUGGGGAAACUGAAAUCCAUUUUACCUAAUUUCUACCAGCAUGUCACCUGUGCAACUAGAGGAAAAUAAACUCUAGAUCACCUUUACUCCACACACACAAAUGCAUACAAAGCUCUCCCUCACCUUCCAUUUUUGGCAAAUCUGACCAUAACUCUAGCGUCCUGAUUCCUGCUUACAAGCAAAAACUCAAACAGGAAGUACCAGUGACUCGCCCAAUAUGGAAGUGGUCCGAUGAAGUGGAGGCUAAGCUACAGGACUGUUUCGCUAGCACACACUGUAAAAUGUUAUGGGAUUCAUCCGAUGGCAUUGAGGAGUUUACCACAUUUACAUUUUCAUCCUUUAGCAGACGCUCUUAUCCAGAGCGACUUACAAAUUGGUUCACUCAACUUAUGAUAGCCAGUGGUACAACCCCCUUUAAAAAAAAAAAUGGUAUGGGGGGUGGGGGAAGAAGGAUUAAUUUAUACUAUUACAGGUAUUCCUUAAAGAGGUAGGGUUUCAAGUGUCUCCGGAAGGUGGUCAGUGACUCCGCUGUCCUGGCGUUGUGGGGGAGCUUGUUCCACCAUUGGUGUGCCAGAGCAGCGAAUAGCUUUGACUGGGCUGAGCGGGAACUGUGCUUCCGUAGAGGUAGGGGAGCUAGCAGGCCAGAUGUGGAUGAACGCAAUGCCCUCGUUUGGGUGUAGGGACUGAUCAGAGCCUGAAGGUACGGAGGUGCCGUUCCCCUCACAGCUCCGUCGGCAAGCACCAUGGUCUUGUAGUAGAUGCGAGCCUCAACUGGAAGCCAGUGGAGUGUGUGGAGGAGCGGGGUGACAUGAGAGAACUUGGGAAGGUUGAACACCAGACGGGCUGCAGCGUUCUGGAUAAGUUGUAGGAGUUUAAUGGCACAGGCCGGGAGCCCAGCCAACAGCGAGUUGCAGUAAUCCAGACGGGAGAUGACAAGUGCCUGGAUUAGGACCUGUGCCGCUUUCUGUGUAAGGUAGGGUCGUACUCUGCGAAUGUUGUACAGCAUGAACCUGCAGAAUCGGGUCACCGAUCGACAGGGUAUUGUCCAGGGUCACGCCAAGGUUAUUUGCACUCUAGGAGGAGGACACAAUGGAGUUGUCAACCGUGAUGGCGAGAUCAUGGAGCGGGCAGUCCUUCCCCAGGAGGAAGAGCAGCUCUGUCUUGCCGAGGUUCAGCUUGAGGUGGUGAUCCGACAUCCACACUGAUAUGUCUGCCAGACAUGCAGAGAUGCGAUUCGCCACCUGGUUAUCAGAAGGGGGAAAAGAGAAAAUUAAUUGUGUGUCGUCUGCGUAGCAAUGAUAGGAGAGACCAUGUGAGGAUAUGACAGAGCCAAGUGACUUGGUGUAUAGAGAGAAUAGGAGAGGGCCUAGAACUGAGCCCUCGGGGACACCAGUGGUGAGAGCACGUGGUGCGGAUACAGAUUCUCGCCACGCCACCUGGUAGGAGCGACCUGUCAGGUAGGACGCAAUCCAAGAGUGAGCAGCGCCGGAGAUGCCCAACUCUGAGAGGGUGGAGAGGAGGAUCUGAUGGUUCACAGUAUCAAAGGCAGCAGAUAGGUCUAGAAGGAUAAGAGCAGAGGAGAGAGAGUUAGCUUUAGGAGUGCGGAGAGCCUCCGUGACACAGAGAAGAGCAGUCUCAGUUGAAUGACCAGUCUUGAAACCUGACUGGUUUGGAUCAAGAAGGUAAUUCUGAGAGAGAUAGCAGGAGAGUUGGCUAGAGACGGCACGCUCAAGAGUUUUGGAGAGAAAAGAAAGAAGGGAUACUGGUCUAUAGUUGUUGACAUCAGAGGGAUCGAGUGUAGGUUUUUUGAGGAGGGGUGCAACUCUCGCUCUCUUGAAGACGGAAGGGACUUGGACAGCGGUCAAGGAUGAGUUGAUGAGCGAGGUGAGGUAAGGGAGAAGGUCUCCGGAAAUGGUCUGGAGAAGAGAGGAGGGAAUAGGGUCAAGCAAGCAGGUUGUUGGGCGGCCGGCCGUCACAAGUCGCAAGAUUUCAUCUGGAGACAGAGGGGAGAAAGAAGUCAAAGCAUAGGGUAGGGCAGUGUGAGCAGGACCAGCUGUGUCAUUUUACUUAAUAAAUGAAGAUCGGAUGUCGUCAACCUUCUUUUCAAAAUGGUUGACGAAGUCAUCCACAGAGAGGGAUGAGGGAGGGGGAGGAGGAGGGGGAUUCAGCAGGGAGGAGAAGGUGGCAAAGAGCUUCCUAGGGUUAGAGGCAGAGGCUUGACAUUUAGUCACCGGCUUUAUUAAUAAGUGCAUCUACGACAUCGUCCCCACAGUGAACGUAUGUCCAUAUCCCAACCAGAAGCCAUGGAUUACAGGCAACAUCCGCACUGAGAUGCUUAUAAGAACUCCCGCUAUGACCUCCGACGAGCCAUCAAACAGGUCAAUACAGGACUAAGAUGGACUCCUACUACACCGGCUCUGACGAGUGUCGGAUGUGGCAGGGCUCGAAAACUAUCACGGAUUACGGAGGGAAACCCAGCUGUGAGCUGUACAGUGAUGCAAGCCUACCUUCAAGCAACACUGGACCAUGCAUGAGAGCACCAGCUGUUCCAGACCACUGUGUGAUCACGCUCUCCGUAGCCGAUGUAAGUAGGAUCUUUAAACAGGCUAACAUUCACAAAGCCUCAGGGCCAGACGGAUUACCAGGAUGCAUACUCAGAGCAUGGUCUGACCACCUGGUAAGUUUCUUCACUGACAUGUUCAACCUCUCCCUCACCCAGUCUGUAAUACCUACAUGUUUCAAGCAGACCACCAUAGUCCCUGUACUCAAGAACGCCAAGGUAACUCACAUCUGUAGCCAUUAAAUGCUUUGAAAGGCUGGUCAUGGUUCACAUUAAAACCAUCAUCCCAGACACCCUGGACCCUUUCCAAUUUGCAUACCGUCCCAACAGAACCACAGAUGACGCAAUCUCUAUUGCACUCCGCACUGCCCUCUCCCACCUGGACAAGAGGGACAUGCUGUGAGAAUGCUUUUCAUUGACUGCAGCUCAGCGUUCAACACCAUAGUGCCCUACAAGCUCAUCACUAAGCUAAGGACCCUGGGACUGAACACCUUCUGCAACUGGAUCCUUGACUUCCUGACGGGACGCCCCCAGGUGGUGAGGGUAGGCAACAACCCAUACGCCGCACUGAUCCUCAGCACGGGGGCACCUCAGGUGUGUGCUUAGUCCCCUCAUGUACUCCCUGUUCACCCACGACUGCGUGGACUCGCACGACUCCAACACCAUCAAGUUUGCUGACGACACGACGGUGGUAGGCCUGAUCACAGACGACGAUGAGACAGCCUAUAAGGAGGAGGUCAGAGACCUGGCAGUGUGGUGCCAGGACAACAACCUCUCCCUCAACGUCAGCAAGACAAACGGGCUGACUACAGGAAACAGAGAGCCGAGCAUGUCCCCAUUCACAUCGGCAGGGCUGUAGUGGAGCGGGUCGAGCGCUUGAAGUUUCUCUGUCCACAUCACUAAGGAUCUAUCAUUCUCCACAUACGCCAACACUGAAAAUAUUUGGCAAGGGCCCCCCAGGACAUCUAUACCAGGCGGUGUUAGAGGAAGGCCCUAAAAAUGGUCAAAGACUCCAGCCACCCAAGUCAUAGACUGUUCUCUCUGCUACCGCAUGGCAAACUGUACCGAUGCCUGGAACCAACAGGACCCUGAACAGCUUCUACCCCCAAGCCAUUAGACUGCUAAAUAGUUAGUCUUGGUAGCUAUUUGAUUAACUAUUUAACUGCAUUGACCCUUUUCGCAAUAAUAACUCUUAUGACUCAUCACGUACGCUGCUGCUGUUUAUUAUCUAUCCUGUUGCCUAGUCACUUUAUUCCUAGUUAUAUGUACAUACAGUACAGUAUCUACCUCAGUGACCUCGUACCCCAGCACGUCGACUUAGUACUGGUACCCCAUGUAUAUAGACAAGUUAUUACCUCGUACCCCAGCACGUCGACUUAGUACUGGUACCCCAUGUAUAUAGACAAGUUAUUACCUCGUACCCCAGCACGUCGACUUAGUACUGGUACCCCAUGUAUAUAGACAAGUUAUUACCUCGUACCCCAGCACGUCGACUUAGUACUGGUACCCCAUGUAUAUAGACAAGUUAUUACCUCGUACCCCAGCACGUCGACUUAGUACUGGUACCCCAUGUAUAUAGACAAGUUAUUACCUCGUACCCCAGCACGUCGACUUAGUACUGGUACCCCAUGUAUAGUACCAGUCAAAAGUUUGGACACACCUACUCAUUCAAUGGUUUUUCUUUAUUUGUACUAUUUUCUACAUUGUAGAAUAAUAGUGAAGACAUCAAAACUAUGAAAUAACACAUAUGGAAUCAUGUAGUAACCAAAAAAGUGUUAAACAAAUCAAAAUAUAUUUUAUAUUUGAGAUUCUUCAAAUAGCCACCCUUUGCCUUGAUGACAGCUUUGCACACUCUUGGCAUUCUCUUAACCAGCUUCAUGAGGUAGUCACCUGGAAUGCAUUUAAAUUAACAGGUGUGCCUUCUUAAAAGUUAAUUUGUGGAAUCUUUUUCCUUCUUAAUGCGUUUGAGCCAAUCAGUUGUGUUGUGACGAGGUAGGGGUGUUAUACAGAAGAUAGCCCUAUUUUGACUGGUAGUGUAUAUAGACAGGUUAUCGUUACUCAUUGUGUAUUUAUUAUUAUGUGUUUUAUUUUAUUCCUCCUGUUAUUAUUUUUCUAUUAUGUCUCUCUGCGUUGUUGGGAAGGGCAUUUCACUGUUAGUAUACACCUGUUGUUUACCAAGCAUGUGACCAAGCGUUCUAAAAUCCCCGGUUUUCUAGAAAACACGGCUGGAAGUUUCCCGGAAUAGGCAGGAAAUCCGGUAUCAUCCAACCAGGAUUUGUGAUUUUUGCAACACUAGCUAAGAAUCAGGCUUCCCUAACUCUGUUUUAUUCCUCUCUUCUAUUCCUCAGGGUCUGUUCCGGAACUUCAACGAUGCCUUCCUGCCCCUGCUGAAACCACACAUGGAGCGUCUGGUGGCCGACACACACGAGAGCAAACAGCGAUGUGUAGCAGAGAUCACCUCUGGACUGAUCAGAGGCAGCAAGCACUGGAGCUAUAGCAAGGUAGGGGAGAGGAAGGAAUGAACACACUGGAGCUAUAGCAAGGUAGGGGAGAGGAAGGAAUGAACACACUGGAGCUAUAGCAAGGUAGGGGAGAGGAAGGAAUGAACACACUGGAGCUAUAGCAAGGUAGAGGAGAGGGACAUACUCCGUGGUCACACACACCAUGCUUAUAAUCAGUAUUUUACAUAUCUGCACUUGCCAUUUGCCAGGUCCUCGUUGCAAAUAAGAAUUUGUUCUUAACUGACUUACCUGGAUAAAUAAAAGUUGAAUAUUUGUUAAGUCCUUGACCUUUGACCUAUGUUCCCAUUCCAGGUGGAGAGUCUGUGGGAGCUGCUGUGUCCUCUGAUCCGUAUAGCUCUGAACAACAUCACUGUAGAAACCUACGCUGACUGGGGCACCUGCAUCGCCACAGCCUGUGUAAGCUGCUAGCCCUCCCAUCCCCCUCUCAUUCAGCAGUCCAUUUCUUUCAGGUUCUUUCUCAAUUGGUAGUUCCUCGAUUCCCAAUUGCAUCAUCUCUCCUUGCUUCCUUCUCAAAACACAUUAGAGGAGAAGGCCUGAAGGGGAGGGGAACUUGGCUCUUCUCUUCCAAUGCAUUUGAGAAGAAGGUGAGGAGUGAAGAAUUGAGGACAGAAAUAGCCUCCUGAAUCUCCUGUCUAGUACUUGCCUGGUCUGUUAAUUUCCUGCUUCCAUGUUGUUGACCUUUGACCUUGUUGUCGUUAUUGUACAGGAGAGCAGACGUUGACCUUAGAUUGUUUGUGUUGUACAGGAGAGCAGAGACCCCAGGAAGCUCCACUGGCUGUUUGAGAUGCUGAUGGAGUCUCCAGUCAACGGGGAGGGGGGAUCCUUCGUAGAUGCCUGGUGAGGAGAAACUUUGCCUCCUUUAAUUGUAAUCCUAGACAGUGUCUUGGUGUUUCAGUAUGGGAGGGUGUAUUGAUUCUGCUCCGUAUGUGCUCAGAUGACUAGUCCUGCAUGGAAGAGAUGGAGUAUGGGUCGGUGAUCGUUUCUUGGUUUGUUUAUCUUGUGUGACGGCCCUGAAUAUUUCUGAACCGUCUCAAGGCUUCUCCUUCUAAUAGGGCGCUUCCCCUUUAAUUCCCCAUUAAAUAGCCAGCAUCAGCUGCGCAAAAGAGAAGUUGUGAUUGAGACCUGAAGGAGGAUGUGUACUACCUUCAGUUCAUGAAGCUUCGCCAUGACGUUUGUUUGGUUGCCUUACAGUGUGUUUUGUGGCCUUAAAGCGAGUUUACCCAGGAUUGGAUCCACUCUGUGCGCUGUGGACUACAACUCUCCGUUGGUUUUCGUGGCCUUUCCUCCGCUGGAGGGCUGUUGGCGGAUUGUCUGACUGACCGACUGACUACAACUUUUUGUAUACGGUAUUUCCUUUGUUUGGGGGUGAUGUAUACUGUGAUUUAUGUAGUUGUGAGGACGUAUUAUUCUUUGGGUAGUCUUUGAUACGCUUUAUAGUUGUGUUACAAAAUAAGUGUUAUUUUGAGGGUAUGAAUAUACUGGGUUUAUGCUACGGACAAGCGUUGCGGGACUAAGGGCACUUGAGCCACGGAACUUAUUUACCGGGCUGGACUCUUUUUAUGCCCGAGGUACAGGACAUUUCUAAAUGAACAUAAGUGCAUUGAUUUGUUAUAUUGUUGUGUGUGGGUGGGUGUGAUCAUUUAUGUUGUGAAUACAACCAAGCAAAAGAAUACACUUGUUUGAAGUUCUUUCCAAGGUUUUUAGGGGUUUAUGAAAAGUAUAUUUCCAUCUUGACUUUUACAUAAGUCCUUUGUAUUGGUGUGACUUGACGGACCAGAUGGGACUCAUUCCCUCCCGAACUAAAAGGAGAAACCUAUGCUUUCUCUGGUAGGCACAACCUACCUGGCACCCCUAUAAAUGCCUCAAGUCAAAACCGUUACAUAAAAAAUGGCACCCCAGAUGGGACCUCAACAUUGAGAACUAACCAAAGCAAAUCUUUUGAGUGGAAUUAAAAUAAUGGAUUCACUACAAGAAAAUGUGCUCAUCCAUAGCCUACCUGUCAAUGGGAAUACACAGGGCCAUUCUGACUACCGAGCCAACAAUACAAAUCAUAAUGUGAAUGGAAAUAAUGGAGUUGAUGUGGGCCAGAGCCCUGGGAAUCUAAAUGCUCAGUCUGGACCACAGGCCACAGGUCUAACUAGUAACUCACUUAUUGACAUGGAUCUGUGUGAAGGUACUGAGCUAGCCCUCCCUCUGACGCCCAAUCUUACUCCAUUGUCUGGUUUAUCUCCAGAGGUUGUAGUCUUACAACUUCAAGGUGACAUCCUUGAUAUUCGUAAGACUCAACAACAUCUCCAAACUCUAAUCCAUCAUAAAUUCAAAUGUCUGAGUGUAGAGCAACAACAGAGUGCCAUGGAAUUCAGAAACUCACUGAGUACUCUAACUCACACUCUGACAGAGCUCAGUGAGAGUGGAAGACAGGAAAUUACUGGUGCCAUGGACAGGCAGUUUGACUACCAACAAAGCCAACUCACUGCCACUCUCCAGUGGCGCCUGCAACAUCAUCACACUGAGGUCCUCAAGGACGUCAAUUCUGUAUUUUCUCCCCUGGUUAACACUGUAGACCACUUGCAGACAGCGCUCUCUAAUUGUGUUAAAAUGUUGGAUGAUGUGUCUGUUGACAUGGCCUCCAUUAGGCACAACUCCUUGCACAGAGCUUCUCUUGUGUCCACUUCUGUUCAGACCACUGAGGGCCAAGCGGGCACCUCAGAACAGCCAAGACAAGGCCAUGCUGCAGCCACCCCUUGCAGGAUGCAAUCCACCAUGCAUCCUGGUGUUCAUUUUCAUGGUCCCAUAACUCCCUCACCCUCUACUUCCUCAAUCCCUCCUAGCUCUUUUGUUCAUGGUGAUUUGAGUAGACGUCAUGUGGGAGCGAUGCCCAUUAAAUUGCAAUUUCCCACCUUUGGGAAAAAGGAUGACAGUCCUGAUCCGCUAAUGUAUCUGGAAAGAUGUCAUGACUUUCUUGCCCUCAAUCCCCUGGCUGACGAAGAACUCCUUGCCACAUUGAGGAAUGUGUUGCAUGGGACAGCUCGAGACUGGUGGGAUGUGGCACGUCUCACCACUACCUCCUGGGCUGACUUUGAGGCCAAGUUUUCCUCUGCAUUUCUGUCUGAGGACUACACAGAUGAGCUGGCAGACAGAGUCAGGAAUCGAGUGCAAAGGGAGAAUGAGAAUAUCCGUGACUUUGCAUACGGUUACCACUCCCUGUGCAGAAGGUGGAAACCUGGCAUUGAGGAGGAAGAGGUCAUUAAGUUGAUCUUGAAGAACAUCAACCCACUACUAGCCAGUCAACUCAGAGAAAGAGUCACCACUGUCGAUGGACUGGUUCGCCUGGGACAGCAGUUCGAGAAGGACAGAGAAUGCCAACAGCAAUAUGAACAGAGAAAGAAACAGACACCCAGACAGUUACCCAAGCCAGAUCAUCAACCACAGCCAGAGUCUCCAGCCAAGACCCCUCCCAUGUUCUGUUGGAGAUGUAGCCAAAAGGGACAUUCUUCAGCUACAUGUCCAAGACCGUAUCAAGUAAACCCUUCCAGAAACCACAAAUCACAACAGGCCAACACCCCUAACACACUUCGCAGGAACGACCAUCCUACUCUGGGUGCUUUGACCAGAGCUGAAACCUCAAGAGUCACUGCCUACGCCCCCCCGCCGACAUCCCCUUCCUUUCAGUUAAUCCCACACCAGCUGGUGUUACCCCUGUCCAUAGGCCCAUGGACAGGAAGAGCCAUCCUGGACACCGGGUCAUCCUACACACUGCUCAAUGAGAAACUGUGGAAGGAGGUUGAAGGUCCAAAAUACAACUUGAAGCCGUGGACAGAAGGUCCACUGUAUCUGGCUGACGGUGCGGCUAAACGACCACUUGGAUGGAGUGAGGUGGAGUUCCGCCUGUGUAACCGCUCCUAUAUGAUUCCUUCGGUUAUCCUACAAAACAAGAACCUUGCUUUUCCUGUCGUGUUGGGAAUUGAUUUCAUGUACUUCAGUGGUGUCCAGAUUGAUAUCGCACACAAUUGCUACUGGUUUCCAAACAAUCCGAGCAAGAAGCAUUUCUUCCAAUCAGAAGUUACAAAGUUACAUGAUUGGGGUCUAAAUGUGGCAGUCUUCUCUGCCGUUGCUACGGUACCACUAACCCUGGAUAAUCCUUCUGAGGAUCUCCUUUUACAGGCUGUAAGAAGAGCUCAGCUGGAACAGCCAGAGGAGUUAAGGCUGUUGGAACAGCUGCAGAAUAAUGCUGAUGUGUGUACUGUAAAGUUAGGACGCACCGGACUCCUGAAGCACAAAAUAUUCCUUACACAGGAAAUGCCGAUCAAGCAAAAGCCAUAUCGUUUGUCCCCAGCGAAGCUAAUCAUCCAAAAGGGACUCAUUAAUGAUAUGUUGACACAAGAUAUAAUAGAACGUUCCUCCUCUCCCUGGGCUGCUCCUGUUGUCCUCAUUCCAAAAAAGACUGGUGGUCUUAGAUUUUGUGUGGACUAUAGGAAGACCAACAAUGUUUCCCAGACGGAUGCCUAUCCUCUUCCCACCAUCCACGAGAUCCUGGAGUCAUUGUCUGGCGCUGUUGUGUUCACUACCCUUGACCUCAAUAGUGGCUAUUGGCAGGUUGAGAUGGACCAGGAAAGCAAGGACAAGACUGCUUUUGUCUGUGCUGAGGGCUUGUUUUCCUUUAAGGUGAUGCCUUUUGGAUUAAAGAAUGCACCUGCCACUUUCCAAAGACUCAUGGAGAUUGCGUUAGGUGAGCUCAAAGGGAAGAUAUGUUUCGUCUACCUGGACGAUAUAAUUAUCUACUCCCAGAACAGAGAGCAACACUUUCAAGACCUUCAAGCAGUGUUGGACAAGCUAAGAGAAGCUGGUCUGACAGUGAACAUGAAGAAGAGCAACUUCUGCCAAACCUCCCUGAAGUUCCUUGGCCAUAUUGUGUCUUGUGAUGGUAUUCAUGUGGAUCCUGAAAAGACCAAGGCUGUACAAGACUUCCCUGUGCCAACCACACUCAAGGCCCUUCAACGGUUCCUUGGGAUGGCUGGAUGGUACCAUCGGUUUGUGUGGAACUUCUCCCAGGUGGCCGAACCCCUCAACGGGUUGAAGCGAAAAGGAGCGAAAUUCCGAUGGACGGCAGAGUGCCAGAACUCCUUUGAAACCCUGAAACGACACCUCGUCACCCCUCCCAUUUUGGGUCAUCCCAACUUUGAUUUCCCUUUUGUUGUUUACACUGAUGCAAGUGAUGUUGGACUUGGUGCUGUCCUAGUCCAACAGACUGGACUUGGUACUGAAGAAGUGCUAGCGUUCGCCAGUCGGACAUUGAAUGGAGCAGAACGGAACUACUCCACAACCGAGCAAGAGUGCCUUGCAGUUGUCUGGGCUUUGGAAAAGUGGAGGUACUACCUGGAGGGAAGACACUUCACUGUGGUCACUGACCAUUCCUCCCUUGUGUGGGUGUUCAAGACCAACAAACCAAGCACCAGGCUCAUCAGAUGGGCUCUACGGUUGCAAGAGUUCACCUUUGCAGUAGAAUACAGGAAAGGAAAAUACAACACUGUUCCAGAUGCCUUAUCCAGAGCUCCUGCUUGUGGUAAUGGUGGCCCUCAUCUUACAUGUGCUACUGUCCUGUCUAGCAGUCGAGACUCACCCAAAACUGACUUUCCCAUCUCUGAUGAGGUCAUUUGGAAAGCCCAACAGGAUGAUCCCGAAGUACAGGCUUUGUACCAGACUAUCCUGGAAGAUGAAGAAAAGAUGGUCAACCCUACCACAAAGCUGACCAUCAUUGAAGACAAAGUCUACCGAGUUGUACAACUACCUCACAGAACACUCUACCAAAUAUACAUACCUGAAACUCUACGCCUUCAACUGCUUCAACAUUUCCAUGAAGACCCAUUAGCUGGUCAUUUGGGCAGGUUCAAAACCUACAAACGUUUGCAAGCAUUACUGUACUGGCCACAUCUGAGCAUGGAUGUGAAAUCACAUAUCCGAAAAUGUCAGGUUUGUCAAAUGUACAAACCAGAAGGUAGAAAACCUGCUGGCAAGUUGCAGCAAACUGUGGUUACCCGACCUUGGGAAAUGUUAGGAGUGGAUUUGAUGGGUCCAUUUCCUAGAAGCUCCAAUCAGAAUGUGUACAUGCUUGUUUUUGUUGAUUACUAUUCCAAGUGGGUUGAGCUCUUUGCCCUGCGUCAGGCCACAGCGAGGACCGUCUCUAACAUCCUUACGAGAGAGAUCCUGACUCGCUGGGGAGUGCCUGAUUACAUUCUGUCUGAUCGAGGUUCCCAAUUUGUCUCUGAUCUCUUUGGAGAGACCUGCCAAAGAUGGAACCUGAGACAGAAGUUGACCACAGCCUAUCACCCACAGACCAACCUCACUGAGAGAGUAAAUCGAACCUUGAAGACCAUGGUUGCUUCCUAUGUAGGGACCCAGCACAAACACUGGGACAAGCACCUUCACGAGUUUCGAUUUGCCCUGAAUUCUGCUGUGCAAGAGUCCACUGGAGUCACACCUGCAGAGCUGAACCUAAGUCGUCUCCUCCGAGGACCCUUGGAUAUGGUGCUACAGCCCCAGCAGCUUACUCCAGACGCUGCUUGCUAUGACCAGGUAGUCCAUCUCCACGACUUGAGAGCUCUUGUCUCAAGGAACAUGAUCCAGGCUCGACUCAAGCAGAAGAGAAAUUAUGAUAAGAACAGACGAGACCUGCAGUUCCAGCUUCGUGAUCGGGUGUGGUUUCGCUCUCAUCCUUACUCGAAAGCUGAACAAUUCUUCUCGGCCAAGCUCGCUCCUAAAUGGCAAGGACCAUAUAGGAUUGUGGAGCAGGUGGGCCCUUUGAACUACCGAGUGGUGAAAGAGGACACAGGUGAAGAUAUGCGCGUUGUCCAUGUCUCACGCCUUAAGGCCUGUUACCCCUCGGCUGAGGAAUUGGAGGAGAUUGAGCGCCGCAAGGUCCUGGAGAUCUUUGAAGAGGAAAGUGAUGAGGAGACCUUUCUCGGUUUCCCCGACCAAGAUCUGCCUUCCCGGGCAAUGGUCGGCUUUUUCCAGGGGAGGGGGUGUGUGACGGCCCUGAAUAUUUCUGAACCGUCUCAAGGCUUCUCCUUCUAAUAGGGCGCUUCCCCUUUAAUUCCCCAUUAAAUAGCCAGCAUCAGCUGCGCAAAAGAGAAGUUGUGAUUGAGACCUGAAGGAGGAUGUGUACUACCUUCAGUUCAUGAAGCUUCGCCAUGACGUUUGUUUGGUUGCCUUACAGUGUGUUUUGUGGCCUUAAAGCGAGUUUACCCAGGAUUGGAUCCACUCUGUGCGCUGUGGACUACAACUCUCCGUUGGUUUUCGUGGCCUUUCCUCCGCUGGAGGGCUGUUGGCGGAUUGUCUGACUGACCGACUGACUACAACUUUUUGUAUACGGUAUUUCCUUUGUUUGGGGGUGAUGUAUACUGUGAUUUAUGUAGUUGUGAGGACGUAUUAUUCUUUGGGUAGUCUUUGAUACGCUUUAUAGUUGUGUUACAAAAUAAGUGUUAUUUUGAGGGUAUGAAUAUACUGGGUUUAUGCUACGGACAAGCGUUGCGGGACUAAGGGCACUUGAGCCACGGAACUUAUUUACCGGGCUGGACUCUUUUUAUGCCCGAGGUACAGGACAUUUCUAAAUGAACAUAAGUGCAUUGAUUUGUUAUAUUGUUGUGUGUGGGUGGGUGUGAUCAUUUAUGUUGUGAAUACAACCAAGCAAAAGAAUACACUUGUUUGAAGUUCUUUCCAAGGUUUUUAGGGGUUUAUGAAAAGUAUAUUUCCAUCUUGACUUUUACAUAAGUCCUUUGUAUUGGUGUGACUUGACGGACCAGAUGGGACUCAUUCCCUCCCGAACUAAAAGGAGAAACCUAUGCUUUCUCUGGUAGGCACAACCUACCUGGCACCCCUAUAAAUGCCUCAAGUCAAAACCGUUACAAUCUGUGUAAAAUGUGUACAUCUGUGAGGCAAGAAUUUUCUCCUCGUUGGACAUGAAACAAAUUAUUGUGUUUUAUUGUUCUCUCCUGUCCAGUCGUCUGGAGGCCUGGGUUAGGGAUAGGGAGGCCUGGUUUAGGGAGGCCUGGCCUGGGUUAGGGUUAGAGUGAGGGAGGCCUGGAUUAUGGUUAGGGAGGCCUGGAUUAUGGUUAGGGAGGCCUGGAUUAUGGUUAGGGAGGCCUGGAUUAUGGUUAGGGAGGCCUGGAUUAUGGUUAGGGAGGCCUGGGUUAGGGUUAGGGAGGCCUGGCUCAACAGGAGGGUUAGGGAGGCCUGGCUCAACAGGAGGGUUAGGGUUAGGGAGGCCUGGCUCAACAGGAGGGUUAGGGUUAGGGAGGCCUGGCUCAACAGUAGGGUUAGGGUUAGGGAGGCCCGGCUCAACAGGAGGGUUAGGGAGGCCUGGCUCAACAGGAGGGUUAGGGUUAGGGAGGCCUGGCUCAACAGGAGGGUUAGGGUUAGGGAGGCCUGGCUCAACAGUAGGGUUAGGGUUAGGGAGGCCCGGCUCAACAGGAGGGUUAGGGAGGCCUGGUUCAACAGGAGGGUUAGGGUUAGGGAGGCCUGGCUCAACAGGAGGGUUAGGGUUAGGGAGGCCCGGCUCAACAGGAGGGUUAGGGAGGCCCGACUCAACAGGAGGGUUAGGGUUAGGGAGGCCUGGCUCAACAGGAGGGUAAGAGGUUAGGGAGGCCUGGAUUAACAGGAGGGUUAGGGUUAGGGAGGCCCGGCUCAACAGGAGGGUUAGGGUUAGGGAGGCCCGGCUCAACAGGAGGGUUAGGGUUAGGGAGGCCCGGCUCAACAGGAGGGUUAGGGUUAGGGAGGCCCGGCUCAACAGGAGGGUUAGGGUUAGGGAGGCCCGGCUCAACAGGAGGGUUAGGGUUAGGGAGGCCUGGCUCAACAGGAGGGUUAGGGUUAGGGAGGCCCGGCUCAACAGGAGGGUUAGGGUUAGGGAGGCCCGACUCAACAGGAGGGUUAGGGUUAUGGAGGCCUGGCUCAACAGGAGGGUAAGAGGUUAGGGAGGCCUGGAUUAACAGGAGGGUUAGGGUUAGGGAGGCCCGGCUCAACAGGAGGGUUAGGGUUAGGGAGGCCCGGCUCAACAGGAGGGUUAGGGUUAGGGAGGCCUGGCUCAACAGGAGGGUUAGGGUUAGGGAGGCCUGGCUCAACAGAAGGGUUAGGGUUAGGGAGGCCUGGCUCAACAGAAGGGUUAGGGUUAGGGAGGCCUGGCUCAACAGAAGGGUUAGGGUUAGGGAGGCCUGGCUCAACAGGAGGGUUAGGGUUUGGUGUGUUAAAUUCUCCUCUUUCCUGUCCAGUCGUCUGUAUGUGCUGCAGGGAGGCCUGGCUCAACAGGAGUGGAGGGUCCCUGACCUGCUCCACAGACUGCUACAGUACCUAGAGCCCAAACUCACACAGGUCUACAAGAAUGUCCGCGAGCGCAUCGGCAGGUAGGACCUCGCCUUCACACAUUGACCAAACAUUUUUCAUUUUGACAUUUUAAGUUUAGUCAUUUAGCUGAUGCUCUUGUCCAGAGCAGCUUAGUGCCACUAACCACAUCUAACCAUUGAUCUGGGAUAUCUAACCACACAUCAGUCAUAGUUCAUUCAUCUAGGUAUCUAACCACACAUCAGUCAUAGUUCAUUCAUCUAGGUAUCUAACCACACAUCAGUCAUAGUUCAUUCAUCUAGAUAUCUAACCACACAUCAGUCAUAGUUCAUUCAUCUAGGUAUCUAACCACGCAUCAGUCAUAGUUAAUUCAUCUACAGUUGAAGUCGGAAGUUUACAUACACAUAGGUUGGAGUCAUUAAAACUCGUUUUUCAACCACUCCACAAAUUUCUUGUUAACAAACUAUAGUUUUGGCAAGUCGGUUAGGACAUCUACUUUGUGCAUGACACAAGUAAUUUUUCCAACAAUUGUUUACAGACAGAUUAUUUCACUUAUAAUUCACUGUAUCACAAUUCCUGUGGGUCAGAAGUUUACAUACACUAAGUUGACUGUGCCUUUAAACAGCUUGGAAAAUUCCAGAAAAUGAUGUCAUGGCUUUAGAAGCUUCUGAUAGGCUAAUUGACAUAAUUUGAGUCAAUUGUAGGUGUACCUGUGGAUGUAUUUCAAGGCCUACCUUCAAAUUCAGUGCCUCUGCUUGACAUCAUGGGAAAAUAAAAAGAAAUCAGCCAAGACCUCAGAAAAAAAAUUGUAGACCUCCACAAGUCUGGUUCAUCCUUGGGAGCAAUUUCCAAACGCCUGAAGGUACCACAUUCAUCUGUACAAACAAUAGUACGCAAGUAUAAACACCAUGGGACCACGCAGCCGUCAUACCGCUCAGGAAGGAGACACGUUCUGUCUCUUAGAGAUGAACUUACUUUGGUGCGAAAAGUGCAAAUCAAUCCCAGAACAACAGCAAAGGACCUUGUGAAGAUGCUGGAGGAAACAGGUACAAAAGUAUCUAUAUCCACAGUAAAACGAGUCCUAUAUUGACAUAACCAGAAAGGCCGCUCAGCAAGGAAGAAGCCACUGCUCCAAAACCGCCAUAAAAAAGCCGGACUAUGGUUUGCAACUGCACAUGGGGACAAAGAUCGUACUUUUUGGAGAAAUGUCUUCUGGUCUGAUUAAACAAAAAUAGAACUGUUUGGCCAUAAUGACCAUCGUUAUGUUUGGAGGAAAAAGGGGGUCGCUUGCAAGCCGAACAACACCAUCCUAACCGUGAAGCACGGGGGUGGCAGCAUCAUGCUGUGGGGGUGCUUUGCAGCAGGAGGGACUGGUGCACUUCACAAAAUAGAUGGCAUUAUGUGGAUAUAUUGAAGCAACAUCUCAAGACAUCAGUCAGGAAGUUAAAGCUUGGUCGCAAAUGGGUCUUCCAAAUGGACAAUUACCCCAAGCAUACUUCCAAAGUUGUGGCAAAAUGGCUUAAGGACAACAAAGUCAAGGUAUUGGAGUGGCCAUCACAAAGCCCUGACCUCAAUCCUAUAGAACAUUUGUGGGCAGAACUGAAAAAGUGUGUGCGAGCAAGGAGGCCUACAAACCUGACUCAGUUACACCAGCUCGGUCAGGCGGAAUGGGCCAAAAUUCACCCAACUUAUUGUGGGAAGCUUGUGGAAGGCUCCCCGAAACAUUUGACCCAAGUUAAACCAUUUUAAAGGCAAUGCUACCAAAUACUAAUUGAGUGUAUGUAAACUUCUGACCCACUUGGAAUGUGAUGAAAUAAAUAAAAGCUGAAAUAAAUAAUUAUCUCUACUAUUAUUCUGACAUUUCACAUUCUUAAAAUAAAGUGGUGAUCCUAACUGACCUAAGACAGGGAAUUUUUACUAGGAUUACAUGUCAGGAAUUGUGAAACUGAGUUUAAAUGUAUUUGGCUAAGGUGUAUGUAAACUUCCGACUUCAACUGUAGGUAUCUAACCACGCAUCAGUCAUAGUUCAUUCAUCUAGGUAUCUAACCACACAUCAGUCAUAGUUCAUUCAUCUGGGUAUCUAACCACACAUCAGUCAUAGUUCAUUCAUCUAGGUAUCUAACCACACAUCAGUCAUAGUUCAUUCAUCUGGGUAUCUAACCACACAUCAGUCAUAGUUCAUUCAUCUGGGUAUCUAACCACACAUCAGUCAUAGUUCAUUCAUCUAGGUAUCUAACCACACAUCAGUCAUAGUUCAUUCAUCUAGGUAUCUAACCACACAUCAGUCAUAGUUCAUUCAUCUAGGUAUCUAACCACACAUCAGUCAUAGUUCAUUCAUCUGGGUAUCUAACCACACAUCAGUCAUAGUUCAUUCAUCUAGGUAUCUAACCACACAUCAGUCAUAGUUCAUUCAUCUGGGUAUCUAACCACACAUCAGUCAUAGUUCAUUCAUCUAGGUAUCUAACCACACAUCAGUCAUAGUUCAUUCAUCUGGGUAUCUAACCACACAUCAGUCAUAGUUCAUUCAUCUGGGUAUCUAACCACACAUCAGUCAUAGUUCAUUCAUCUAGGUAUCUAACCACACAUCAGUCAUAGUAGGUAAACAUUUAUACAAUGUCCAUAACUUUUCAACCAGGUUCUCCAAGAGAAGACAAGAGAACCUUACGCUUUUUUGUUCUGAUCUUGAUAUCAACCACCACUUUUACAUUUUUGUGUUUGCAUGGAUUUAUUGAUAUAAAACCAGAAGGACUGAAAGAGGUGGAGACCAGCACACUGUCGAAAAAGAGGAAUACAUCCAAAACUUAGGCCUAAAUGCAAAUAUGUAGAUGUUUUCAUUCAUGAAAAUGAAUUAACUAAACUAAACGUAUUCAUCUCCCUUUGCUUCCUCUUUCUCUCUCGCUCUCCUCCCUCCUCUUCUUCAGCGUUCUCACCUACAUCUUUAUGAUAGACGUCAACUUGCCGUACACCCAGCCCACGGCCUCGCCCCGCAUCAAGGAGUUCACAGAGCGGGUGCUGCUGCGCCUCAAACCCCUGAUGGAGGGGGACGAGGAGAUCCAGAACCACGUGGUAGAGGAGAACGAUGUGGGAGAGCAGGACGAGAGGACACAGGCCAUCAAACUACUGAAGACAGGUACGACCCCUAACCCAUCAAACUACUGAAGACAGGUACGACCCCUAACCCAUCAAACUACUGAAGACAGGUACGACCCCUAACCCAUCAAACUACUGAAGACAGGUACGACCCCUAAACCAUCAAACUACUGAAGACAGGUACGACCCCUAACCCAUCAAACUACUGAAGACAGGUACGACCCCUAACCCAUCAAACUACUGAAGACAGGUACGACCCCUAAACCAUCAAACUACUGAAGACUGGUACGACCCCUAACCCAUCAAACUACUGAAGACGGGUACGACCCCUAACCCAGGUACGACCCCUAACUCAGGCCAUCAAACUACUGAAGACAGGUGGGGUAUAUAGUUGAUGGAGUUAAUAAACCCAGGGGUAAAGCCAGAGAAAAGAGUCCCGGCACACUGGAUCACUGGCACAAUGCAGAUUUCAGUAAUUGAAUGUGCCAAACGUUCAGUUUUGAAGACCUUCGUCAGAGCAUACGAUGUAAAAAGGUCUUGUAUUUGUUUCCAGUACUCAAGUGGCUGAUGGCCAGUGCUGGACGCUCCUUCUCCACGGCCGUUCCAGAGCAGCUCCAGUUGCUGCCCCUGCUGUUCAAGGUGGGUGGGUCAAGGAAGGAAGAAACCUUAAAGGAACCAGACUGAGGGGAGGCCUGUCAUCCUCUGGCUGAAUCAUAACAACCCUCAUCUGUCUCCUCUUGUAGAUCGCUCCGGUGGAGAAUGAUGACAGUUAUGAUGAGCUGAAGAGGGAUGCUAAGACCUGUCUGUCUCUGAUGUCCCAGGGACUGCUCUACACAGAGCAGAUACCACUGGUCCUGCUGGCCCUGCAAGAGGUAGGCACACACAAACACACAAAACAGGCCUGACUCAUCUACGACCACUUUACCCAUUCACUGCAAUCCCCAAUGAGAAAAGGUUCAAAAACAGGUCAAACCCCCCAUUGUCAAGCCUCUGGUUCUAACAACUCUCUGAGCCUCUGCAAAAUGUUUGUUUGAAGUGGCUGUGAGUUUUGUGGUACACACUGGAUGGUGUUCUGUCUGGAUUAUGUUACAUUAAUUUGUGGCAUGCAUGCUAUAGAGUGCUGACGUCCCUACAGAUCAUUACCGUUAUGUUGUAAUUAACAUUGUUAUGAUAUAUUCCAGAUAGCAGGCAGCAGUUCGUGGCAUGCUCGCUACACGGUGCUGACGUACCUACAGAUCAUGGUCUUCUACAACCUGUUCACCUUUAUGAGCGACCAGGGAGCCGUCAACGACGUCAGAACACUGGUCAUAUGCCUGCUGGAGGAUGAGCAGCUAGAGGUAACACACACACCACUACACGGAUAUUAACCCAACAACCCAGACAGGCAAGUAGAUCAGACAGGAAAUGUUCUGUUGAUCCAGUUUCUGCUGUCCUGCCUGUGGCUAUGGAACCCUGACCUGUUCACCAGACGUGCUGUUUUCGACUCCCUCUCGCUCCCCCACCCCCGGCUGUCUCGACCUCUGAAUGCUCGGCUAUGAAAAUCCAACUGACAUUUACUCCUGAGGUGCUGGCUAGUUGCACCCUCUACAACCACUGUGAUUAUGAAACAUCUUCAAGAACAAUCUGGCCUUAAUGGCCAUGUACUCUUAUCUCCACCCAGCACAGCCAGAAGAGGACUGGCCACCCCUCAGAGCCUGGUUCCUCUCUAAGUUUCUUCCUAGGUUUCUGCCUUUCUAGGGAGUUUUUCCUAGCCACCAUACUUCUACAUCUGCAUUGCUUGCUCUUUGGGGUUUUAGACUGGGUUUCUGUAUAAGCACUUUGUGACAUCUGCUGAUGUAAAAACUGUUUUAUAAAUACAUUUGAUUUAAUGUAGAACAUGAGUUCAACAGAGAGGAUGAUCAUAGUACAUAAGACUGAAUUUGUGCCCUUGAGCAAGGCACUUAACCCUAAUUGCUCUUGUAAGUCGCUCUGGAUAAGAGCGUCUGCUAAAUGACUAUAAUGUAAAUGAAUGACAGAUGGCGUCAUGACUGAAGAAGACAGAAUGGUAGAUAGGUAGGCCUGGAGGGACAGAUCACAUUGAAGAAGACAGAAUGGUAGAUAGUUAGGCCUGGAGGGACAGAUCACAUUGAAGAAGACAGAAUGGUAGAUAGUUAGGCCUGAAGGGACAGAUCACAUUGAAGAAGACAGAAUGGUAGAUAGUUAGGCCUGGAGGGACAGAUCACAUUGAAGAAGACAGAAUGGUAGAUAGUUAGGCCUGGAGGGACAGAUCACAUUGAAGAAGACAGAAUGGUAGAUAGUUAGGCCUGGAGGGACAGAUCACAUUGAAGAAGACAGAAUGGUAGAUAGUUAGGCCUGGAGGGACAGAUCACAUUGAAGAAGACAGAAUGGUAGAUAGUUAGGCCUGGAGGGACAGAUCACAUUGAAGAAGACAGAAUGGUAGAUAGUUAGGCCUGGAGGGACAGAUCACAUUGAAGAAGACAGAAUGGUAGAUAGUUAGGCCUGGAGGGACAGAUCACAUUGAAGAAGACAGAAUGGUAGAUAGUUAGGCCUGGAGGGACAGAUCACAUUGAAGAAGACAGAAUGGUAGAUAGUUAGGCCUGGAGGGACAGAUCACAUUGAAGAAGACAGAAUGGUAGAUAGUUAGGCCUGGAGGGACAGAUCACACUGAAGAAGACAGAAUGGUAGAUAGGUAGGCCUGAAGGUACAGUGUGUGUGAUCACAGGCCCUUUCCUCCCUGUCUUAAAGCUCUCUGUCUACUGAUUCUGAUUCUUCCUCCUUAUUAUCCCCUUCGGUCCCCCUCUCACUUGUUGCUAUGGAAACCACCGGCUGCAGGAGUAUUCUGUUGCUAGGGGGAGGGGGGGUGAUUUAGCCUUUUCUUUAUUUCUAGAGUCUAAUGACCUGUCCUCUAGAGUCAAAUGUAUUGACAUGUAUUGCCAUGUCUUGGCUGCUUGGUGCCGACCCUUGCUAGGCUACAUUGGUUGUCUUUGGCAGAACUGAAUUGUCUUUGGCAGAACUGAAUAUUAUUUUCAGGAUUGGGGUUAAUACUGUUGUGUAAACAUCUGACCGUGUGUGUGUAUGUAUCAGGGCUCGGUGAUCACUGUGGCGUUUGCAGACUCAACCAUGGAAGGGCCGUGUGUGUGUGUAUGUAUCAGGGCUCGGUGAUCACUGUGGCGUUUGCAGACUCAACCAUGGAAGGGCCGUGUGUGUGUGUGUGUAUGUAUCAGGGCUUGGUGAUCACUGUGGCGUUUGCAGACUCAACCAUGGAAGGGCCGUGUGUGUGAGUUGGUGUGUGUUUGUUAGACUUAUCGUGGACAUUUUGCUGAUAUCGUUUCAUUGCGAUAAAUAACUUAGGGCCCUACUAGAGAAAUGUGAAGUUUGAAAUAAAUGUUUGCUAAGAUGGGUGAUUGUUAACGGGACAACUGAUAGCAUUCAAACUAGUCGUUUUAAUGGUAAAAUAAAUAACUGUAGGGCACAUUAGUGUUAUAAACUUCAGUCAAUUUAUCGGGAUAUGGAUUUCUGUCCAUAUCUCCCAGCUCUAGUCUGUAUGUGUUUGACAGACCAACUGAUCAGGAGCUGUUAGGUCACAUGGAUACUAUUUCUUCAGAAUUAUUUUAUAAAGAGACAUCCAGCAACACAAAAGGCCUGAUGCUGGCUGCAGAUGUAGAUGCCUCUUCCUCCCAGUCCACUGUACAGUACACAUCCUCUUCCUCCCAGUCCACUGUACAGUACACAUCUUCUUCCUCCCAGUCCACUGUACAGUACACAUCCACUUCCUCCCAGUCCACUGUACAGUACACAUCCUCUUCCUCCCAGUCCACUGUACAGUACACAUCCACUUCCUCCCAGUCCACUGUACAGUACACAUCCUCUUCCUCCCAGUCCACUGUACAGUACACAUCCACUUCCUCCCAGUCCACUGUACAGUACACAUCCACUUCCUCCCAGUCCACUGUACAGUACACAUCCUCUUCCUCCCAGUCCACUGUACAGUACACAUCCUAGCUACAGAACCGUGCUGAGCCUUUGUGCGCUCAAGGGUGAGACUGAGUCACUCGAUGAACUCUAAUAGUUUGUUCUCUGUAUAUCUAUACAUGUUUAUAUUCUCUGUUUAUCUUUUGUUAUAUAUUUUUGUUAUAUUCCUGUUAUAUAUAUAUGUUAAUAUUAGUUUAUAUUUUAUGUUAUCUCUAAUGUUUCUCUAUCUAUGUUCUUAUAUUGUUCAUUAUAUAUGUUCUCUUAUGUUUAUCUCUAUUGUUCUGUUAUUUUGUUCUAUCUUCUAUUAUUUUAUGUAUUCUUGUUAUCUCUGUUAGUUCUAUUUUUUGUUUAUCUAUUUUGUUCUAUAUAUUUUUUUUCUUUCUUAUUUUAUCUCUAUUUAUUUCUGUUUCUUUAUCUUUUUUUUAUAUCUAUGUUAAUUUCUGUUCUCUUUACUUUAUGUUAUAUAUUUCUUACUGUUAUUUAUUUAUGUUAUUAUUUUUUCGUUUGUUAUCUCACUUGUAUAUAUUAUAUGUUAUAAUUUCUAUUUAUGUUUUUCUUUUGUUUUUAUUUUAUGUAUAAUCAUUUUGUUAUCUAUUAUUCUUAUAUUUAUUUAUUUAUGUUUCUAUCUUUUUAUGUUCUAUUUUGUUAUAUAAUGUUUUUUUGUUAUAUAUCAUAAAUGUUAUAUAUUUAUGUAUAUCUAUUUAUAUAUGUUAUAUAUAUUUAUGUUAUAUAUAUAUUUAUAAGGUUAUAUAUAUUUUAAAUGUUAUAUAUAUUUGUUAUAUUUUAUAUCUUGUUCUAUAUAUCAUAGAUAAAUUUUUAUUUUUUUAUGUUAUAUAUAUAUAAAUGUUAAUAUAAAUAAUCUUUGUUAUAUCUAUAUAUAUAUAAAUUUUUAUAUAUUUAUGUUAUAUAUUUUAUGUUAUAUUUCUAUAAUGUUAUAUAUAAUAUUAUAUAUAACUGUUUUUAUAUUAUUAUUGUUAUAUAUUUAUUUAUGUUCUAUAUUUAUGUUUAAAUGUUAUAUUAUGUUAUAUAUAUUUUGUUAUAUAUAUCUGUUUCGAUACUAUUUUCUGUUAAUAUUUAUUUUUAUAUUAUAUAUAUUUAUGUUAUAUCUGUUAUAUAUCUGUUAUAUAUAUAUUUUUGUUAUAUAUAUUUGUUAUACUAUCGAUAUUUGCUAUAUAUCUAUAUUUAGCAUAUCUAUUUUGUUAUAUAUAUAAAUGUUUAUAUUUCUUUCUGUUAUAUUUUAUUUCUGUUACUAGAUAUAUUUCUGUUAUAUUUUUUCUAUCUAUUUAUGUUUAUAUAUGUUAUAUUAUAUAUGUUUUGUUUCUAUAACUAUAAAUGUUAUAUUAUUUAUUUCUGUUAUUAUAUAUUUAUGUUAUCAAUAUUAUGUUAUCUAUAUAUUUUUGGUUCUAUAUAUAUCUUUUGUAUAUUAUAUAUGUUUAUAUAUAUUUGUUAUAUAUGUUUUAUAUUAGUUUUGUUUUCUUCUUCUUUAUGUUUCUAUAAAUUAAAUGUAUAUAUAUAUAUUUAUGUUAUAAACUUUAUGUUAUAUUUAUCUUUAUGUUCUAAUAUAUUUAUUUGUUAUAUUAUAUGUUAUAUAUUAUUUAUGUUAUAUAUGUUCUAUUUAUAUUUUGUUAUAUAUAUCUUUUGUUCUAUAUAUUUUAUGAUAUAUAUAUUUAUGAUAUAUAUUUGUGUAUUAUAUAAUGUUAUUAUUUAUUUUGUGAUUUUUAGUUAAUUUUAUUUAUGUUAUUAUAUAUUUAUGUUAUAUUUGUUUAAUAAUUAGUUAAGUAUGUUUAUAUUAGAUCUGUUUUGUUAUAUACUAAUAUAAUGUUAUAUAUUUACUUUUGUUAUAUUUUUCUUUAUGUUAUAUAUUUAUUAUGUUAUAGAUUUUUGUUAUAUACUUUUUCUGUUAUAUAUUUAUAAUGUUAUUAUUUUUAUGUUAUAUUAUUAUGUUAUUUUAUGUUAUAUCUAUUUAUAAAUGUUAUAUAUAUCUUAUUAUAUUUAGUUGAUAUAUCUGUUUAUUUAUGUUCUAUUUUUUUGUUAUAUCUUUCAUUUAUGUUAUUUUUUCUGUUAUAUUUUGUUAUCUUUUUAUUCUCUAUUUUAGUUACAUAUCUAUUUACUAAACUGUUUUUAUGUUUUAUUAUACUUUCUGUUAUAUAUAAUUUUGUUCUCUAUAUUAUGUUCUAUACUUUUGUUAUAUAUUAUAACUGUAUAUUAUUUCUUUGUUCUUCUAUUUUUCUGUUAUUUUCUGUUAUUUCUGUGUUUAUUCUCUGUUAUACUCAUAUUUUGUUUCUCUCAUGUUUCUCUUAUGUUAUCUCGCUUUCUAUAUGUUCUAUACUUUCUUUCUUCUUUUUCAAAAGUUAUCUUCUUUCUGUAUUCUACUCUAUUUAUCGGGUUCUUCUCGUAUCUAUCUAUUUCCCUGUAUCUAUCUCAUAUUGUUCUAUAUUGUUCUCUCUUUACUGUUCUAUCUCUUAGUUAUCUCUCUUUAUAACUGUUACUAUCUUAUAAAUGUUCUAUCUUUAUUUUGUUCUUCUACUGUUUUCUACUAUCUUUUGGUUCUUUUUUUUUCUCUUCUGUUUUGUUCUAUCUCUUUCUGGCUCUAUUUUCUUCUUCCUCUCCCUUGUUCUCUAUCUAUCUUCUCCCUGUUCUCUCUUUACUCCCUGUUCUAUCUCUAUUUUCCUGUUCUCUCUAUCUUUAUCACUGUUUAUUCUCUCUUUCUCCCUGUUCUCUCUCUCUUUCUCCCUGUUCUAUAUCGUUCUCUCUCUCUUUCUGUUCUCUCUUUCUUUCUGUUCUCUUUCUGUUCUCUUUUUCUCUCUCUCUUUCUGUUCCCUCUCACUGUUCUCUCUCUCUCACUGUUCUCUCUCUCUUUCUGUUUUCUCUCUCUUUCUGGUCUCUCUCUUUCUGUUCUCACUCUUUCUGUUCUCUCUUCUCCCUGUUCUCUCUCUUUCUUUCUGUUCUCUCUCUGUUUUCUCUCUCUGUUUUCUCUCUCCUGUUCUCUCUUUCUGUUCUCUCUCUUUCUCUCUGUUCUCUCUCUUUCGGUUCUCUCUCUCUUUCUCCCGGUUCUCUCUCUCUCUCUGUUUCUCUCUUUCUGUUCUCUCUCUGUUCUCUCUCUUUCUGUUCUCUCUCUGUUUCUCUCUCUUUCUGUUCUCUCUCUGUUCUCUCUUUCUCCCUGUUCUCUCUUUCUCCCUGUUCUCUCUCUUUCUUUCUGUUCUCUUUCUCUGUUUUCUCUCUCUGUUUUAUCUCUCUGUUCUCUCUCUCUCUUUCGGUUCUCUCUUUUUUUCUCUCUUUUUUUCUCUCUUUCUGCUCUCUUUCUGUUCUCUCUUCCUCUCCCUGUUCUCUUUCUUUCUCCCUGUUCUCUCUCUCUCUCUCUCUCUCUCCCCGUUCUCUCUCUCUUUCUCCCUGUUCUCUCUCUCUCUCUUUCUCCCUGUUCAAUAUCUUUCUGUUGAGCAGAUAUAGUCAGUACAGACUGGACCAGCCAGCUCCACAUAUGGCCACACACACUGUUGCAUUGUAUAAAUAAUGAACCCUCUCUCCUUCUCUCCCCCAGGUGAGGGAGAUGGCUGCCACCACUCUGAGCGGUUUCCUUCAGUGUAACUUCCUGUCCAUAGAUGGCCCCAUGCAGAGCCACUUUGAGGCCCUCUGCAAGACCCGUCUGCCCAAGAAGAGGAAGAGGGAGCUGGGCUCCGUGGUGGACACCAUCCCCUCUGGAGGUAGCUACUAACACAACUGUCCAUUGCCUUACUUCGAUCACACACUUUCCCUGACUGUGCUACUGUGGGGCAGCAGGUAGCCUAGCGGUUAAGGUCAGUGGUGGAAAAAGGACCCAAUUUUCAUACUUGAGUAAAAGUAAAGAUACCUUAAUAGAAAAUGACUCAAGUAAAAGUGAAAGUCACCCAGUAGAAUACUACUUGAGUAAAAGUCUAAAAGUAUUUGGUUUUAAAUAUAUUUAAGUAUCAAAAGUAAAUGUAAUUACUAAAAUGUACUUAAGUAUCAAAAGUAAAAGUAUGAAUCAUUUCUAAUUACUUACAGUACCAGUCAAAAGUUUGGACACGCCUACUCAUUCAAGGGUUUUUCUUUAUUUUUACUAUUUUCUACAUUGUAGAAUAAUAGUGAAGACAUCAAAACUAUGAAAUAACACAUAUGGAAUCAUGUAGUAACCAAAAAAGUGUUAAACAAAUCAAAAUAUAUUUUAUAUUUGAGAUUCUUCAAAUAGCCACCCUUUCGCCUUGAUGACAGCUUUGCACAGGUAAGGCCAUUCUACUGCCAAUGUUUGUCUAUGGAGAUUGCAUGGCUGUGUACUUGAUUUUAUACACCUGUCAGCAACAGGUGUGGCUGAAAUAGCUGAAUCCAUUAAUUUGAAGGGGUGUCCACAUACUUUUGUAUAUAUAGUGUAUCUUCAUUUUAAGUGGCACGCUAGUGUGAGUAUUAGAACAUAGCAACUGUCUACAUUCAAAGGUCAAUUGUUUACUUGGAACACAGUUGCCAUGGUUGUUAGAUAGGCUUCUAAAAUGCAUUUGUCUUGACCUUGCUGAAUGUGUUAUAGGUCAGUUUUUCAAUGCUCCUUUUCAACCCCCCCCCCCGUGUGUGUAGAUCUAGUGAGGCGUCAUGCUGGAGUGUUAGGUCUGAGUGCCUGUAUCCUGUCCAGCCCCUAUGAUGUUCCCACCUGGAUGCCCCAGCUACUGAUGAACCUGAGCGCCCACCUCAACGACACACAGCCCAUUGAGGUGAGGAGGACUAACCCACAUAGCUCAACGACAUGCUCUCUGUCACUCUCUCUCUCUCUCCUGAAUCUCUCUCGCUCGCUCUCGUUCCUGAAUCUCUCGCUCUCGUUCCUGAAUCUCUCUCUCUCUCUCUCUUUCCUGAAUCUCUCUCUCGUUCCUGAAUCUCUCUCUCUCUCUCCUGAAUCUCUCUCUCUCUCUCCUGAAUCUCUCUACUUGUCUCCUCCUGCAGAUGACAGUGAAGAAGACCCUGUCUAACUUCCGGCGGACUCACCAUGA